AUGCAGUUUUAUGUUGAGUCCCCCCCCCCCCCUUACCACAUUAUCGGCAGAUCAGGAAAAUCAGAAUCGAAUGAGGGUAAAGUGUGGGACCAGAGGAUUAGAGAAGAUCAGUGUACAUCCCAAUCCCAAAGAAAGGCAGUGCCAAAGAAUGCUCCAACUACCGCACAAUUGCACUCAUUUCACACGCUAGCAAGGUUAUGCUUAAAAUUCUACAAGGAAGGCUUAAGCAGUAUGUGGACCGAGAACUCCCAGAAGUGCAAGCUGGAUUUAGAAGAGGCAGAGGAACCAGAGACCAAAUUGCAAACAUGUGCUGGAUUAUGGAGAAAGCUAGAGAGUUCCAGAAAUAUAUCUACUUCUGCUUCAUUGACUAUGCAAAAGCAUUUGACUGUGUCGACCACAGCAAACUAUGGCAAGUUCUUAAAGAAAUGGGAGUGCCUGAUCACCUCAUCUGUUUCCUGAGAAAUCUCUAUGUAGGACAAGAAGCUACAGUUAGAACUGCAUAUGGAACAACUGAUUGGUUCAAAAUUGGGAAAGGAGUACGGCAAGGCUGUAUAUUGUCUCCCUGCUUAUUUAACUUAUAUGCAGAAUUCAUAGAAUCAUAGAAUCAUAGAAUCAUAGAGUUGGAAGAGACCACAAGGGCCAUCGAGUCCAACCCCCUGCCAAGCAGGAAACACCAUCAGAGCACUCCUGACAUAUGGUUGUCAAGCCUCUGCUUAAAGACCUCCAAAGAAGGAGACUCCACCACACUCCUUGGCAGCAAAUUCCACUGUCGAACAGCUCUUAGUGUCAGGAAGUUCUUCCUAAUGUUUAGGUGGAAUCUUCUUUCUUGUAGUUUGGAUCCAUUGCUCCGUGUCCGCUUCUCUGGAGCAGCAGAAAACAACCUUUCUCCCUCCUCUAUGUGACAUCCUUUUAUAUAUUUGAACAUGGCUAUCAUAUCACCCCUUAACCUCCUCUUCUCCAGGCUAAACAUGCCCAGCUCCCUUAGCCGUUCCUCAUAAGGCAUCGUUUCCAGGCCUUUGACCAUUUUGGUUGCCCUCCUCUGGACACGUUCCAGUUUGUCAAUGUCCUUCUUGAACUGUGGUGCCCAGAACUGGACACAGUACUCCAAGUGAGGCCUGACCAGAGCAGAAUACAGUGGCACUAUUACUUCCCUUGAUCUAGAUGCUAUACUCCUAUUGAUGCAGCCCAGAAUUGCAUUGGCUUUUUAGCUGCCGCGUCACACUGUUGGCUCAUGUCAAGUUUGUGGUCAACCAAGACUCCUAGAUCCUUUUCCCAUGUACUGCUCUCAAGCCAGGUGUCCCCAUCUUGUAUUUGUGCCUCUCAUUUUUUUUGCCCAAGUGCAAUACUUUACAUUUCUCCCUGUUAAAAUUCAUCUUGUUUGUUUUGGCCCACUUCUCUAAUCUGUCAAGGUCGUUUUGAAGUGUGAUCCUGUCCUCUGGGGUGUUAGCCACCCCUCCCAGUUUGGUGUCAUCUGCAAAUUUGAUCAGGAUGCCCUUGAGUCCAUCAUCCAAGUCGUUGAUAAGGAUGUUGAAUAAGACCGGGCCCAAGACAGAACCCUGUGGCACCCCACUAGUCACUCUUCUCCAGGAUGAAGAGGAACCAUUGAUGAGCACCCUUUGGGUUCGGUCAGUCAGCCAGUUACAAAUCCACUGAGUGGUAGCAUAGUCAAGACCGCAUUUUACCAGCUUCUUUACAAGAAUAUCAUGGGGCACCUUGUCAAAUGCCUUGCUGAAAUCAAGGUAGGCUACAUCCACUGCGUUCCCUUCAUCUACCAGGCUUGUAAUUCUGUCAAAAACGAGAUCAGGUUAGUCUGACAUGACUUAUUUUUCAGAAAUCCAUGCUGACUAUUGGUGAUCACAGCAUUCCUUUCUAGGUGCUCACAGACUGUUUGCUUAAUGAUCUGCUCCAGAAUCUUCCCUGGUAUUGAUGUCAGACUGACUGGGCGGUAAUUAUUUGGGUCCUCUCUUUUCCCCUUUUUGAAAAUAGGGACAACAUUUGCCCUCCUCCAGUCUGCCGGGACUUCGCCUGUUCUCCCGAAAUUCUCAAAGAUGACUGCCAGUGGUUCUGAGAUCACAUCUGCCAGUUCUUUUAAUACUCUUGGAUGCAGUUCAUCUGGCCCUGGAGACUUGAAUACAUCCAAACUAGCCAAGUAUUCUUGUACUAUCUCCUUAGUUAUUCUGGGCUGUGUUUCCUCUGCUGAAUCAUUUGCUCCAAAUUCUUCAGGUCGGGCAUUGUUUUCUUUAUCGGAGAAGACUGAGGCAAAGAAGGCAUUGAGGAGUUCAGCCCUUUCUGUGUCCCCUGUUUGCAUUUCACCAUCUUCUCCUCUGAGUGACCCCACUGUUUCUUUGUUCUUCCUUUUGCUACUGAACAUACCCAUAAAAGCCUUUUUUGUUGCUUUUAACCUCUCUAGCAAGCCUGAGUUCAUUCUGUGCUUUAGCUUUUCUGACUUUGUGUCUACACGUGCUGGCUAUUUGUUUGAAUUCCUCUUUGGUGGUUUCCCCCUUUUCCAUUUAUGUACACAUCCUUAUUUAAUCUUAACUCAGUUAAAAGUUCUUUAGAUAGCCACCCUGGCUUCUUUAGGCACCUUCCAUGUUUCCGUCUCAUUGGUAUUGCCUGACUUUGUGCUUUUACUAUCUCCCUCUAAACAAACUCCCAGCCAUCAUGAACUCCCUUUCCUUUUAGUAUUACUGUCCAUGGGAUCUCACCCAGCACUUCCCUAAGUUUUAUGAAGUCGGCUUUCUUAAAGUCAAGAAAUUGAGUCCUAGUAUGCUUGGCUGCUCCUUUCCGCUGUAUAGUAAACUUCAGAAGAGCAUGAUCACUCGCGCCUAAUGAUCCUUCCACUUCUACCCCACUAACCAGGUCAUCAACAUUGGUUAGGACCAGAUCUAAAAUGGCUGUUCCUCUUGUUGCUUCUCCCACUUUCUGGACAAUGAAGUUGUCUGCAAGGCCAGUGAGGAAUCUGUUUGACCUUAUGCUCUUGGCUGAGUUUGACAUCCAACAAAUAUCCGGGUAAUUGAAGUCCCCCAUUACUACUAUCUCCCUUCCUUUUGCAUGCUUGGCCAUCUGUUCCAGGAAGGCAUCAUCUAUGUCCUCCGUUUGGCUUGGGGAUCUAUAGUAAACUCCCACAAUGAGGUCACUGUUAUUCUUCUCUCCCUUAAUUUUGACCCAAAUGCUCUCACUUUGGCUUUGAGGUUCUAAAUCUUGGAUCUCUUCACAGGUAUAUACAUCCCUGACAUAUAACGCCACUCCUCCUCCUUUCUUGUCUGGUCUGUUUCUCUGAAGUAGAUUGUAUCCCCCCAUUAUUACAUUCCAAUCGUGGGACUUAUCCCACCAGGUUUCAGUGAUGCCUAUUAUGUCAUAUUUAGUUUGCUGUACCAAGAGCUCAAGCUCAUCUUGUUUAUUUCCCAUGCUUUGCGCAUUAGUGUACAGACAUUGAAGUCCAUUAAUCAUUCCUCCGUGUCUCUUAUUUAAGGAUUUUUUCCUCCCACCACUAGGUCUGCGUGCUGUUUGCUCCAUUUGGUCUAUGGCAUUUGGAUGAUCAUCUUCAUCAAUUGAUAGACUCCUACCUUCAGGAGCACUGUCUCCCUCCCCACAUUAGUCAGUUUAAAGCCCUCCUGAUGAGGUUUCUGAGAUUUUUGGCAAAAACAUUUCUCCCAACUGUUGUGAGGUGCAGCCCAUCGCUUGCCAGAAGUCCAUCUUCAAGAAACUGCAGUCCGUGAUCUAAGAAUCCAAACCGUUCCUGUUUACACCAUUUGCGAAGCCAGCUGCUCACUUCCACUAUUUUUCCCUCUCUCCCUGGGCCACGUCGUUCAACUGGGAGGACAGAUGAGAUGACAAUUUGUGCAUUUAAUUGCAUCAAUUUCCUGCCCAGAGCCUCGUAGUCUCUUUUGAUCUUCUGGAGGCUAUUGCUUGCAGUGUCAUUGGUUCCCACAUGAACCAAGAGGAAGGGGUAUUUGUCAGUGGGUUUUAUGAUUCCUUGCAGUCGUUCAGUUACAUCUUGGAUCUUAGCCCUGGGAGACAGCACACUUCCCGAGACAUCUUGUCAGGCCCACAGAUCACUGCUUCUGUUCCCCUCAGUAGGGAAUCCCCUAUCACCACUACACGCCUCCUCUUAGGUUUGGUCAGGGUUCUUCCGUGAGCUGUCCAUUCCAAGGUCGCCUGCACAUUCCCUGAGGACUGACUUUGCUGCUCAUCUUCAUAUACCUGAUCGACUAUAAUGAGGGAGAGAUCCUCAAAUGGAGUCUGCUCUUCGUCUUCCAUGCUAGGGGAGAGGACCUCAAAGCGAUUGUGUAUUUCUAAACAAUCAUGCGAAAGGCUGGACUGGAUGAAUCCCAAGCCGGAAUUAAGAUUGCCGGAAGAAAUACCAACAACCUCAGAUAUGCAGAUGACACAACCUUGAUGGCAGAAAGUCAGGAGGAAUUAAAGAACCUUUUAAUGAGGGUGAAAGAGGAGAGCGCAAAAUAUGGUCUGAAGCUCAACAUCAAAAAAACGAAGAUCAUGGCCACUGGUCCCAUCACCUCCUGGCAAAUAGAAGGGGAAGAAAUGGAGGCAGUGAGAGAUUUUACUUUCUUGGGCUCCAUCAUCACUGCAGAUGGUGACAGCAGCCACGAAAUUAAAAGACGCCUGCUUCUUGGGAGAAAAGCAAUGACAAACCUAGACAGCAUCUUAAAAAGCAGAGACAUCACCUUGCCAACAGAGGUCCAUAUAGUUAAAGCUAUGGUUUUCCCAGUAGUGAUGUAUGGAAGUGAGAGCUGGACCAUAAAGAAGGCUGAUCGCCGAAGAAUUGAUGCUUUUGAAUUAUGGUGCUGGAGGAGACUCUUGAGAGUCCCAUGGACUGCAAGAAGAUCAAACAUAUCCAUUCUUAAGGAAAUCAGCCCUGAGUGCUCACUGGAAGGACAGAUCCUGAAGCUGAGGCUCCAAUACUUUGGCCACCUCAUGAGAAGAGAAGACUCCCUGGAAAAGACCCUGAUUUUGGGAAAGAUGGAGGGCACAACGAGAAGGGGAUGACAGAGGAUGAGAUGGUUGGAUAGUGUUCUCGAAGGUACCAGCAUGAGUUUGACCAAACUGCAGGAGGCAGUGGAAGACAGGAGGGCCUGGCAUGCUCUGGUGCAUGGGGGUCAUGAAGAGUCGGACACGACUAAACAACAACAACAAAGUGUUGGCUGCCACUUGGGUGAGAAUGUCAUGUAGAUGUCUUGAAGAACAUGUACCUGUGGGAUGCACAGAAUCCACUAUAAAGUGAUGUUUGUAUACAGUCCUACUCAGAAGUAAAACUCAUGUAGUUCAAUGGGGCAUGCUCCCAGACACUGGCAGACUGUAAGGUACCACUGUCGGGGGUAGGCACACAGGGCGCUCCCCUGAGUGAGGGACGCACUUGUGUGCCGCAACCCAGUAGAAGAGUCCACUCUGGGUCAGACCUUGGUCAGCUCCCUCAUGCGCUGGAGCCAGGCUCCAAUGAAGGAGCGUGUUGUGGGGGCACCUGGUUGCACCCCCUCCCAAAAUUGCACCCAGAACCGCGGGGGCCCUCAGCUCCCCCACACCAUGCCAUUGCUGCCAGACAAGUGGGUAUAACAUGGCAGUCUGAAUCUGGAGGAUGUUGUGGCUAUCAGCUUGGAUGACUUUAAAAGUGGUUUAAACCAAUGAAUGGAAACCAGUCAUGAUGGCUGCAUAUUAUUAUCUCCAGUAUCCGAGGCAUUAGGUCUUUGUUGCUGAGGUUGCCCUCAUGUCCUGCUUGUGGGCUUCCCUUUGGCACCUGACUGGCCACUGUGAGAACAAGAGGGCUAAAGGGGCCUUUGGUCUGAUCCAGCAGGUCUCUUCUCAUGUUCCUAAGCCUCCACAUGAAGACAAAACCAGUUGCCAGGAAAGCGCCAAACUCUUCCCUGAACCACCUGUCCCUCACUCUUUUUUCAAGAAAUGUAACAAGGCACCAAUUUCCUGAGGCAGCCAUGCUCGUCUGUCCAGGCAAAUCUUGUAGCAGUUCCAUAUCUAACAGACUGAUUACGGCACAAGCGUUGAUGGUCUUACAGUGUAAUUCCUAACAUGUCUACUCAAAACCAAGUCCUAUUAAACUGAGUGGGGGCUUACACCCAGGUGGGUAAGGCUAGCGUUGCAGCCUGAUUUAUAGACUGUGUUAGAGAGGGAGAUUCAUAAAACAAUGAAGGCAAGAAACCAUCUCUGACAGUUCUAUGCAAAGCUCAUCUUGCAUGCAAGAUAAGAACAAAAUGACCAGUACACACUGCAGUCUUUCUGAUGGAUUUACUAGUUGCAAUGGGAAGGAAACUCACACGAACCUGAUGGAAGCCAUAUUUAAAUAGCAUCCAAUUUGGUGAUGAAUUAGAGCCCAGCAGCUUCUCUUUGUAGUCUUUUUUUGCCGAAGAACCAUAGCACUCAGGUCAUCAGUGGGAGAGACUGUAAUGUUUUCCUACUGGUUCUGAAUGUCACACUUUAGGGAGGUCAAGUGUUGUGUUCAUUUAUCCUUUUGCAUAAGGUAGCCCUGUGUCUCGCCAUUCGCUCUGCUGAGUGACUCUGCUGGAGCCCCUUGCUCCACAGCCCUCAUUUCUCUUCUUCUUUGAUUCCCUUUGUCUCUGACAAAUGCAAAUCCUUCCUCUCUGCAUGCCAGGUUGUUAGUCCUUGGGCUUUUUCAUGAGUUACACUAAAAGUGCCUUGUAGUUUGGCAUGUGUCACUUGUGAACGUUGUUGUUGGAGCACUGAAAGCAGAGGAGAGCUACAUUCUAGACUAGUAGUUCCCAAACAUUUCUUUUUUUGGCAAUAGAUCACUCCCAAAUUGCUGAAGGUCUUAGCAGACUACUUAAUUAUUUUUCUGCCUGAUGUAGCAAUUGUAAUGUACUGUGCUACAUGCAAGAUGCUUUUAAAGUUGUUGUUUUUUGCUUUUUUCUAUUGUAUUAUACUCUAUUACAAUUUGAAUACCACAGGAUUCAAAGUGUAAUACAAUAAAGUGUGAUAUAAUAAAUACAUGAAGCAAUUAAUACAAUUAAAAAUUGUAAUUAAUUAUUACAAUUAAAAAUACAAUUAAAAAUCAACAUGAAUAUAUAAUGUGAUGGGUAUGACCUCUUCUGUCUUCAAUCAGAAAUUCGCAGACCACUAGAAAGAAGUUCAUGGACCACUGCUGUACCACAGUUUGAGAACUUCUGUUUUAGCCAGCGUGCUUUUUUGUUCCAAGAGGAUAAAUAAUGCAAAUGAGUCAUCUGGGUAUUGCAAACAGAUUGUUAGCAACAGGUAUAUUUUUUUAAAAAAAAUAAAUUGCUGGAUUUUCCAUGGAUUAAAUGGGGAAGGGGAAUUGGUUAGCACCCAUUUGCCUCAGGAGACAAUGGAGGAGUGUGCCUUUGGGUAUGAAGUCAAACUGUUGGAAGGUUGCAGCACCUGCUGUGGCUGUGGAGACCAAUGCGGGAGAGCUUUGUUUUGUUGCAGUUGGGGCAGAUGAAGGUGUCCAGUUGGGCUGCUGCACAUGCACCAGGGUGUUUCUUCUCUCUGCGCUCAUCCCAGUGGUCUUUCAUCCUCUGGAUACACAACCUGACUGACUGUCUCCAGGCGAUGUGGUUGCCUGCAAUGGAUUCUCACAGGGCAGGGUGCACGAGCAGCUCCAAUUCCACAAUAAAUGCCCAUCUGGAAGCACUCUAAAGAUAUAUUUGUACCUAAGUGCUAUUUAGGCCAAAUGUGAUAAUCAAAGAUGGUAUGUGUAAGACAGAGUUUGCAGAGUCUGUUGCCCAGCAGAUGUUGUUAGAUGGCCAAUCUAACAAUGUUAGAUUGGCCAUUGUUAUGUUGGUUGAGGCUGAUGGGCGUUGUAGCCAAAGAACAUCUGGAAGGCCGCAGUUCCCCACCCCACUGCAUCCCUGGUGCAAAAGAAAACUUAUGUAGCAAACUCAUUCUCCAAGGAUGGAUCUUUAUGCAGACAAAGCAGCAGCACUUAUCGGCAAGUAGGAGGUAUCAGCAGGAUUGAGAGGACACCAAUAUUUGAAGACUUAUAAUUAUUUAAAUAGAAUAGAGGGACCCUCCAAAACAGCCCCAUGAUGACGGGGCGUACUCAGUAGCCACAAAAAAACAGUGUCUGUUGGGCAGAGGAAAAACAGAAAAAAGUCAAAAUGAAAUGGAACAACGCCUGACUGGCUGACUCCCUGAGCAGCAUCCAUUCAAACGGCAACAUUUUGUUGCAGAUUCCACUUGUUGAGGUGAACACACAAGUUAUAGGUGCAUUUAAAUAGAUUGAUUUCAGUGGGGCUCAGUUCUGCAUUGGAUGUAGACCCUAAUGUCUGCUCUAGACCAGUCUUCACCAGUCUGGUGUACUCCAGAUGUUGAGGGUGAAGCUGAUGGGAGUUGUAGUCCAAUAACAUCUGGAGAGCAGCAAGUUGGAGAACGCUGCUCUGGACGAUGCGCUGCAGAAUUAUUUCUACAACAUAAACCUCGCCCCGCGUAAUCGAUCACAAGACGCGGCGAACAAUGCCCGUCCACUUUGGGGACUUUUAUUGGGGCGAGAGCUGAUUGUUACGCGAAGAGUCCCUGGGCGCCUCGGGCUCGCCUGCCCCGUCGGACUCCCUGCCCGGCUCGCCUCCCUCCGUGCGCUGCCUUGCGCGCUCCCUCCUCCCUCCCGCGCAGUCAUUGGCUGCAGCGCUGGAUGCUGCGCAGGCUGAGAGCCGAUUGGCCGAGAGGAGCGGGCUCCGGGGCGCCUUGCCUGCCUCCCUUGCCGGCUGUUGCUCGGCUGCGGAGCCUCGGAGUCCCGGCUCGCUCUCCGCCCUGCUGCUCCGGCGAGCCGCGUUCUUGCGGGGAAGGCGCUUCGGGGCAGGCUCGCUCUCGCCCUCUCGGGCUUCCCGGCCGAGGCGCGCUCCCCACGCAGCCGCCGCCACGCUAACUUCCCAGAGGUCCGGGGUCUCCUGCGGAGCCAGGUAGGGCGGCGAUCUUGCGGGAGAAGCCUCGGCGCGGAAGGGCAGGAGUCGCGAAACCGAGGCGCCCUUCGUGGCUGCCUCUUCCGCGGAUUCCCUUUCUUGCCCGCCUUUGCUUCGAGGAGCUCGAGGCGGCACCCCGGCCCUCCUUUGCCCCUUGCAGCAACCCGGUGAGGCACCGUAGUGGUUGCCGGGCGAGAGCAGAGCCCGUCUCGCUCCCGCGAUGCCCCUGGGCCAGGCGCUGCCUCUCCGGAAAGGUUUCUCGUGAAGACAAACUGGGGGGGGGGGGGGAGCCAUGUCCGUCAGCCCCUCGGAGCAGGACAGCCAUGUAACAAACACAAAUGAAGAGCAAGUCAAGCUCCCUGCCCCAGAGAGAUUGCAGUCCAGUAAUCCAAAGCCAGCAGUGUAGGAGGGGAGAGCAGAGGGACAUAGCUCAGUGGGUAGAGCAUGAGACUCUUAAUCUGAGGGUUUGGGGUUCAAGCACCACGUUGGGCAAAAUAUUCCUGCAUUGCGGGGGGGGGGGGGUUCGACUAGAUGAGCCUCAGGGUCCCUUCCAACUCUGCAGUUUUAUGAUGCAUCUCUGACAAUGACUCCCGUAAAAGCCUCAAGCAACUCACUUCAUCUUCUCAGGGGACACAUUUCGCCAAGCCGCAUGGUUUUCCCCUUUAGAGUAAAGGCCAAAGGCACCUCCAGGCAGCAGGACUUUUCUCCUCUGCUGAAUGGGGUUGGGGGGGAAAUGUUUGCUCUGGAGAAUUAAUGGAUCUCGGGGUGGGAAAUGCUGUAGGAGUUGACACACUGCUGCAGCACAGAGCUCCCCCCUCAAAAACAAACCCAUAUAUUGUAGGACAGGCAGCAGGAACCUGGUCCAAACAAUGAGACCAGAUAGGCAGGACACAGAUCCUGUCAACCGAUUCCUCCUUACUUUGGAAUCUACUUAAUGAAGGCAAUUGGACCUGUCAGACUGAAUUUCACUGUCCCGAAGGGGAUGACCUUCCUUCACUCCCACAGCUCCGCCAAACAUGGGGAAACCACCAAGAACUUCAGCUUGGUUCUUGCAAACAAGGAGCAGAUGAUGUUGCAAGAAUAAUAAAGCAGAGGGCUUAGGGAAAAGAAAAAGUGUGGGGAUGGGGGGCACCGAGGCCACACGGAUGGAGCCUGCUGGUGCUUGCCUGGCUUUGUGAGCCGGUCUGUGUUUCAGAUGGGUUUUUGGUAUAUGCAGAUUCAAGUGAUUGUAUGUGCAUGCACAAGUCUGGGGCUCUAGACAAGGUGUCGGAGAGCAUGAGUACACACCACUUGCAUGCAUAGGCAAAAUGUGUGUCGCAGUGAAAAUGUGAAGUCAACUUAUUCCAUGCACAGUCAGAUGAGUGUGCAUUACAUGCUGGCUUAAGUGUUUUAUAACUAUCCACCUGAGUACUUGUGGGCACAGAUUUUAGAAGUAGGGAAGAGGUUUAGAGGCAGCACAAACAGCAAUAAGUCCCAAGUUUAAUUCCUGACAUCUCCAGGGAGGACUAGGAAAUAUCUCUGUCUGAAAACCCAGAGAGCUGCUGCCCAUUGGAUCAGUGAUGUGAUUUGGUGUAAGGCAGAUUCUUGUGUUCCUCCGUAGAGCCAGUGUGGUGUUGGAGUGUUGGACUAGGAUUAAAAAAACCUGGGUUCAAAUCUCCAGUCAGUCUCAUUCAGCUGCGCUUACCUCACAGGGUUGUUGUAAAGUGAAAAGGCAUGUGUGUGGGGUGAGUAGAAUAUAAGAAACUUGGAAUAUAAAUAUAAAAAAUAAAGCAAGGGUUUAUGUGUAGGGAAGAUGUGAUUUUAAAAGGGCAUUUUGAAUUAAGGCAUAUGUAGAAUAAUUAGGAUCUUAUUUAUUCAGAUUUUUCGAUCUGCCUUAUUAAAAAAACUCAAGCUUAGUAUUUCAACAUUUAGGUCAGAAGGAACUUGUAUGUACAGUGGUACCUCUGGUUGCAAAUGGGAUCCGUUCUGGAGGCUCGUUCGCAACAUGAAAAGCCCGCAACCUGAAACGCCAUAUCGGUGCAGGUGUGUGGUGCAAUUUGGUGCCUGUGCGCAUGCGCUUGUGUGCAUGCGCAAGUGGUGAAACCCGGAAGUAACCCUUUCCGGUACUUCCGGGUCGCUGCGGGACGCAACCUGAAAAAACGUAACAUGAAGCAAACGUAACAUGAGGUAUGACUGUAUUCUUAAAUGAUUUUAUUUCUUUAAGUGGAUACAAUAAUGCUAAUUAAGAUCUUAUGUCACUCUGAUGUGUGUGCCUAGCUGUAACAGUACACAUGAAAUGGUAUUGUGGGGACAUGCAGGGUUGCGCAUGACUUGCACAUAAUUAUGGGAAUUCAUAAGUGUGCAGAACUAUGAGGAAGUUACGUGAUCAACCAAGAGAGAAAGUGUCUGCUUGAGACUGUGAAAUAUGUGUGCCGACAUAUUUGCAAGUGCGUUAUCAUGAGUGGGUGUGAAAGUAUGGACAUUUACAUUAGCAUAAGCAGGGCUGCUUAUGUGCAUGACUUUGCUCGGGGAGUAUUGGAUGGGCGUGCAAGGUUCUUAAUGGGUACGUGGACAUUAUUUGGAUGUAGGGCAUUCAAGUACACAUUGAAUAUGGGCACAAAGCUAUUGCUGCAGGCAGUGCAAGAUUCCACGGGUUCCAUCACUCAUCUAGGGUUUGUGUUUCCUUUGGGAAAUGAGGCACAGCAGAGACUGUGGUGUCUUUAUGAUAUAUGGUUCUGUUACACAUAUAUACAAACCUAUAUGGAGAGAGUACAUCCCCAAAAGGGCUUAUUUCUUCCAUACUCAGCCUUGGAUUCUAACAUAAAUCAAACAUUGUGCUCUGCCUCUCUGACUUUACAGAGAAGCUCAACUGCAACUCUGGCUUUGUCCUUCUAACUAUCUAAGAGCUGGAGGAGGGGCCCAACUCAGUUGUCAUCUGGCACAGGGUCCCCUCUCCUUUGCUCUCUUAAUGGCACUUUGCCUUUCUGUUGCUCUCCCAUAAUGGCCCAGGCAAUUACCUUUGUUCUUCUGUAAUGGCCCAUCACUCAGGCAAAAACACAGAAAACUAGCCUGGCUGAUAUUUUAACCCUUGCUGGGUCCAGGGGCUCAGGAUCAGUCUGGCACCCACAAACUCAUUACCCUGUAUUUCAUAAUAUGGGGUAUGGGUGUGUGAAUCUGAGUGUGCAGAGGGGUAUUUGCAGAGCCAGCAUGGGAAUGUAGGUCACCAUCCGAGGGCCAGAGUAGAUGUGACAUUUGUCAUAAGAUCUUAAGAACAGCCCUGCUGGAUCAGGCCAAAGGCACAUCUCGCCCAACAGCCUGCUCUUUGAGGAGUCAGGGAAUACCGGGUGGGGGGCCCUCCAGCGUGCUUCUUUCCUGCUCACAGGCUUCCUAUAAGCACCUGACGCCCAGUGGUGUAAGUAGCACACAACCAUGAUAUCUGGUAGCCACUUGGUACAUCGCUUGAGCUUGCGCAGCUGAUUUUUGUUUAACAAGUAGUUGGUGUAGAGGGACCCCCACAAGAUGGAUUGGGACCAGGGCGUGGGGAGUCUAAACCUUUGCCCCUGCUGUGGUCCCAGCGGGAACCAAGGCCUCCUCAGUGUUUAUUUGCAGUGGGAGGGAAGCUGCAGUCAGGGCUGGCAGGAGUUUUCCUUACAGUGUGAAUAGAAAAGGAGCUGAAUCUAACUGGCACCAGGGCGGAGUAAAGAGUUAAAGUUGUUGCAUCACAUUCCCAGUCUGACCUGCCUCCAGCGCUGGCUAAUUUUUAAACAAAAAUCAUAUAGGCAAGGCCUAAUGGUGUGAAAAAAUUAUAAUUUGGCUCUGAGAUCUGUGUGGGUUGGUAUAAUUAUCCUAGUAAUUUUUUUGGGGGGGGGGGGAGAGUUUUGUGCCUAUGCCUUUUAACUCUGAUACAUAAGCAGAUAUAUUUUUUCACAACAAUAGGCCCUCAGAUGGUGGCCUAAAAGACAUCCAGGUCCUUUUGAGGAAUCAUCACACAGAACCUGAAACAUACCCCCCACUCACUAUUUUUUUUAAUUUUAUUUCUUUUAAGCUGAUUCUAAUAUUAUAUUUUAAAUUGCUGUAACCCUUCAUGGGACCUUUGGGUGAAGGAUGUGUAAGAAACUGAACAACAACUACUACAAUAAUAGUGCAUACUAAGUUUCAGCUUAGGAAGGAAACAGGAAGUGGGCAGAGAGAAGUUUUUCUUUGUGUCUCAUAAAACUAAAGCCCAAGGCUGUCCAAGGAAGCUGAAUAGUUGGAGAAUAGUGGGACAGAUGAGGGUGAUUUCUUUCUUUCUUGGAUUAAUACCUCACUUUUCCUCCCAAGGGGCUCAAGGGGGCCUAAAUGGCUCUUCCUCCUCCCCAUUUCAUCCUCACAACAACCCUGUGAGGGAGUUUCGGGUUGAGACGCAGCGAGUGGCCUGGAGUCACACAGGGAGCUUCGUGGCUGAGUGAUUAUUUAAACCCUGUUUUCAACACUCGAACCCACUGGGUGUCAAAGGGUCUGGCAGGAGAGGAUGGCAAAUGUGGCGGGAAAAUUCAAGGACAGAAACAUUUAAACAUUUCAGUGUAGAAUAGGGGAGUAGAGUAUCACAAUAUUUAUUUUUAUUUUCAGAAUAUGGAUAGAUAUAUUUUCAAAUCCCCUUUUAAAGCAGGGGGAGGUGAUGGGCACCAAAUUUAGUGACUUUAAAGGGGAAUUAGACAAAUCUAUGAAAUGUAAGAUUACCAGUGGCUGCUUGCCACAACGGCUGUGUACUAUGUCCAGUGCAGGCAGACCCCCCUUUUACACAGGUGUAAAAGGCACCGUACAUGUCGGUGAAAUCAUAUAUAAUUGAAACCCAGUGAAAAUUAGCCUGCAAAUACUGUUUGGCACUGCCCAUGCCCCACCCUUUGGGUGAUGCUUCAGUGAUGUGUUUAUGACGUUCCUGGGUCACUUCUGGGUUUGGCGCGUUGUGUGUGUACACAGUUGCACACAUAUUGAACAAGGGACCACUGUACUGAAGGCAGUGGGCCUCUGGAUAGCUGUGCUGGGACUCACAAGUGGAGAAGUUCUUCACAGUGACCCAGGUUCAAAUCCCUAAUCAUUUCCCCAGGACACUGUGUGGUCUUUAAAUGUGAGGUAAGAACGCUCAAGUUCCACUUUCUGCACUGAAACAAGACAUAAGCAUGCAGCCAGUUGUGAGGUGGUCUCUGCGAGAUUUGGAGUGUGCACCUAGACAUAUGUCCAUCUCUCAUAAGAAGCUGCCUUGCGCAAAGUCAGGGCAUUGGCCACCCUGCUCAGGACAGAAUUGUCCAUGCCAGGCAUGUAGAACCUCGCGUCUCCUCCCAAGGCCAGCCUCUACCCAGCUGUGCUCUGCGCUCCCCAAGUGAUUUUUGCUUGGCUGGACUGUAUCCUGGAGCUGCUAAGCAUGCCAUUUGCCUGCCUCUAUGGAGGACCGACAGAUUGGAUGCUUAGAGGCCUCUGACGUUUGUGUGACUGGAAUGGGUACAUUGCGCAAAGGAAGAGGCACAUCCAUUGGUCCACACACAUUUGCCUCUGGCAUGCAGCCCCUUAAAGUUGCACACAAGGGGAUGUGGCUCUCAGGCCAAAGAAGAGGGAUUUACUUCCACAUAUUGCAUUUAAGAUUGGAGAAUUUUAGCAAUCAGCAGCUUCCCCAAACCUGACUACAGCCAGCCAUAGACCAAAUUAUCUGGGGGGUGCCAGGCUGGGGAAAGGCUGGCAUCUUUCUGGAAGGGAGCGAACCUGGUAGCCUCCAUGGUAGAAGCUGGGGGAGAUUCAGGUGUCUUUGCAUGUGCAUCUGAGAAAGAACCUGGCGGAAAUGUGCAUGUAUGGUUUUGAGUCGUUAUCUGCAGGGAUGUGAAGGAGUUGGAUUGCUGUGAGUGGGUGCAUAUCCACGUGGCUGUGCCUGCAAACAUGUGAGUGGAGGAGAAGCAUGAGGCCGUGUGAGCUUGCCUGGGGGGUUGCAUACUGAGCCUUUUUGUUGCUGCUGUUUCCUGACAGGAACAUUUUGACCUGACCGUCAUCCUGGCUCAGGUGAUUGCUUUCCUGUAGAUGGGUGGUCCAUAUUAAUGGAAAGGCCCUUUGGUGGCAGUCAGGCCCCCACCUCUUUGGCCUCUUCCUCUGACUCCUCUGCUUCAGCUCUGCAAACGGGAGAGGGAGCUUUUUCUUGGGGAGGCUGUGCAGGCACGUUUAAAGGGAAGGUCUGGAAUGUCAGAAGGGCGGUGCUGUGGGAAACACUCCAGGGACAUGAGUGGGGGAACCAAGGAGUUCUGGCUUUGCUUCCUACGGCUUGCUUCAGAGACCUCCCCUUCAACUCUCCUCUCUGUGCAAGUCCUUGCUUAGCCAGGACUGCAAAAUGUCUUUUAUUCCAUGUGACCCGCCCGCCAAAACUCCCACACCCCGUUCUGCUGUUCUUUAUCUUGGCAUGUUGACUGGGAUUACAAGCAAGGCAUGUUAUGCUCUUCCUCUGAAAGGGAUGUCUCAUUUCUUGUUUUUCGAGGCAUUUAAAAAAAUAACUGAAGCAACAGUGAAUGAAACGGCAUGAAUUCAACAGUUAGGGAGAUGCGCUUGCCGGCCUAGGUGAGUCUGUAUGCAAGAAGGGGUUUGGAUUAGCUUGGCUACGGGGAAAGGCUCAAGCGCCUGAAGGUUUUUUUUAUGACAGAGGUUUUUUUAAUUUCAAAGUAUGCAGAGAGAGUGACACUCCCCCCCCAUUCGUUUCUCAUAACAUCUCCAUUGGAGCUUAUUGCUGCUGGUGCUGCUGUAGUGACAUUUGUAUUUUGCCUUUCCUCCAAGGACUUCAAGGUGGCCUGCAUGCCGCUGCUUGCGCUCUGUUUUAUCCUCACAACCACCUGGUGAAGUAGGCUAGGCGGAGAGGCAGUGACUGGCCUAAGGUCACCCAGUGAGCUUCAUGGCUUAGAGUACAGCAAAAGCAAGAGCUUCUGGAAACAGUGCGCAAUUAACUCAGUGGAACAAGGUGUGGGCAAUAGCCUGUAAAUUAGAUGGCUUUGAAGAGGAUUAAGUAAAUCUUGUCAACACCUGCAGUAGAACCUCCAGGUUAACAGGCAAUAUAUCUCUGAAUAUCAGGCACUGGGGGCAAAUGAGUUUGUCAGUUCCCCAGAGACCUCUGGCUGAAUGCUUUUAGAUGCAGGUUAGUGGAGCAGCUAGACCUGUAGUUAGAACUAGUUGGGCAGUUCUUAUGCCCUGAGACUAUUUAAUUAUGGAACUGGUGUUCAAAAGUCUGGAUAGCUGUCCAUGCAGCUAAUUAAGCAUCAUCCCUUGCUGUUGUUCAUCCCAUUUGCAGACAUGCACACUUUAUUUCUCUCUCAUACACGUGCUUUUAGAGACAAAACAGCAUUUUUGCAAACACCCACAUAUUCUGGCAUGCAGGAGAAGCUAUCUUCUGGAGUGAUGUCCAGGUUAUGGAAUUCCCUUCGCUUGGAGGCCUGAUUGGUCUGCUCCUUAUUGACAUGUAUGGACAGUUAAGAACUCUUGGUUCCAUUUAGGGGUGUCAGAGAAUUCUGAGGGAAAUGGGAACAGAAAUUGCCAAUGUUUGCUUAUGCAUCCAAUGCCCAGAAUGAUAAUCAAUCCCAUCCCUCCAGCCCCCCUAAUUUGCCUGGGUGAGAUAAUAUCAUGCCAAUGUGGUUUGAGUAACAUGUAAUUAAUUACGUAAUUUACGUUAGUUAUGCAAUUUUGCCACAGUGGAUGGCAAGACUAAGAAUGUUGGUUUUGGAGAUGAACGGCAGCAGAACGGAAAGAGUGCUGCAGGUGGCAAACGCAGGACACAAUGGAAACUGAUUCCUUCGUACAUCCCUAGUUCCACUGCACCUUCAGUUAUCUCUGCCCCAAAUAACUGUAUGAUCCAUGGGCUAGAUUUAACUAUAAUCCAGUGUGCUACGGAAACCAGCACUCCCCCCUCCCCAGUGCAAUGGGGAUUUCUCCCUCUACAAAGCAGAUGCUCCAGCACUGAACAAUGGUAACCUCCUGUUCAAGGCAGAGGACAAACAAUAUUUCAUGAGAUUUCAUGAGACUCUAUUCUGUCUUUGUCAGGCCACACCUGGAAUACUGUGUCCAGUUUUAGGCACUGCAAUUUAUGAAGGGGAUUGACAAAGUGGAAGGUGUGCAAAGGAAAAGAUGCAAAGGAAAAGGUGUGGAAAAGGUUGAGAGAGUUGGGUAUGCUUAGAGGAGAUGGCGUGAAGAUAUGAUAGCCAUCUUCGAAUACAUCAGAUUGAUGAGGUAGCAAGCUUGUUUUCUCUUGCUUUGGAGGCUAGGACUCAAACCAAUGGAUUCAAGUUACAAGCAAGGAGAUUCUGACUAAACAUCAGGAAGAACUUUCUGACAGUAAUUGGUGUUUGACAGUGAAAUGGUCUUCCUCAGGAAGUGGUGGACUCUCCUUCCUUGGAGUUUUUUAAGCAGAGGGUGGAUGGCCACCUGUCAUGGACGCUUUCACUGUGAUUCCUGCAUUGCAGGGGGUUGAACUAGAUGACCCCUAGGGAUCCCUUCCAACUUUGUUAUUCUACAAUUCCUAACAGAUGGCUCUCCAGCCUCCUAUUGGAAUCCUUCCUGGAAGGAGAUUAUUAUGCAACCUCCCUAUAAUGCAUCUUUCAAAAGAGAGAGAAGAGCUCUUCGCUCUUGCCAAUCGCUCACGCUUUGCUAAGCAACUCUUUCCCAUAUCCAGAAUCUCUCCCAGGUUACCAGGAGCAUUUUACACCCACAUGCUUCCCCAGCCAUGUGCUGCUUUCUGCUGCCUGAGUCAGGCCGGAAUCUGAUGCAUCCAUUGCGCACGAGUCGCAGCCGCCUUCCUGCCACUGUCUUCCUUGGAUCUGGGAGUGCUUUAGGGCAGGAUCUUGGUCAGCUUGGAAUUUGGGAGAGGCAUGCUGCCAGGAUUCCUCACCUGCUCACAGUCGAGCUGCUGGGUUGCAUCCUCCCUCCCCUCUUUCUAAAGGGCAGAAUUCAAUCUCAAACUACUCUUGUACCACUCACAAGUAGGAGUGGAAGAAUCCCUCUGUUUUUUGGUCCAUAUAGCUUUUGCAUAUAUUCAUUCACAAGUCUGUUUUUGCCCAUUUCUGUGGUGUAUUUUUAAUUUGCACAAAAAUUCACAUUUCAGUAUGUAUUUUUAAUGGCUUUUCUCUCAAAAUAAGCAUUUUGAUAUAUUUCAUGAGCUGAGAACUGUGCUAGAGCAUUUGGAACAGGCAGCAGCUGGUGGGUAACCAAGUUCCACAUUAGUCCAGGAGGUGCUGAUCUGGUUACCGUAUUUUUCACUCUAUAGGACGCACCGGACCAUAGGACGCACCUUGUUUUAGAGGAGGAGAACCAGAAAAAAAAAUUCUCCCCCUCUCUGCUCAGCGCCCCUUCAGCGAAGCGGCAGGAGAAACAGAGCCCCUUCUAUUUCUCCUCCUGCUUGGCUGAAGGGGCGCUGCACAGCUCUCCCUCUCUGCUGAAGCCAGGAGAGUCUUGCUCUCCUGGCUUCAGCAAAAGGAACCUGAAGCCUGCCGAGUGCAGCGGGAACUUACGCUGUGCUCCGAAGACUUCAGGUGGCUAUCCCUGAAGCCUGGAGAGCGAGAGGGGUCGGUGCGCACCGACCCCUCUCGCUCUCCGGGCUUCAGCAAAAGCAAUGCGAAGCCUCCAGAGCGCGGAGGGAGCGCUCCCUCUGCGCUUCAGAGGCUUCACGUUGCUAUCGCUGAAGCCAAAGAGCCUGCAUUUACUCCAUAGGAUGCACACACAUUUCCCCUUAAUUUUUGGAGGGGGAAAAGUGCGUCUUAUAGAGCAAAAAAUACGGUAGUUCAUAUCAGAAUUUACAAAGCUCAAACUUCUUGGGAAUCCCUGAUUACUCUAUGGCAGGAUUCCCAGGUAGCACCCCCAACCCCCCCCCCCCAAAUUGAUUCAUAUAUAACUGAAGAGUUGGAAGGAACCACGAGGGUCAUCUAGGCAAGUCCCCUGCAAUGCAGGAAUCUUUUUGCCCAACGUGGGGUUCAAACCCAUGACCCUGAGAUUUAGUCUCGCUUGCUGUACCGACUGAGCUAUGCAGUUGGCCAUUCUACACUGACAGGCAACAGUUCUCCAGGGUUUCACGUGGGGAAUCUCUCUCAGCCCUACCUGGAGAUUCCAGGAUGGAGUCCAGGACCUCCUGCACAGCAUAUGCGCUAUGGCCAUUGAGCUACAACUACGGAGACAAUGUUUGUAUUUGGGACCAAGUGGCUCUCGCACAGGAACCAGGUCACCCCUGAGAAGAGGCUGUUACACUCUCAUUGAGGGGACUCUCCGCAGGGCAUUGUUUGCCAGCCUUAAAGGACGAGGGCUGAGCAACACCUGACCCAUUCCAAGUCAGACCAUUGGGCCAUCCUGCUUGGCCUGAUCCAGACUGAUUGGCAGUGGUUCUCCAGGAUCUUCAGGGAGGCAGAACUCUCUCAGCCCCACCUGGAGGCGGAAUCUGGAGCCUUCAGCCUGAGAAGCAGUUGUUCCAGUGCUGAGCAAUGGCCGAAAGAGAUCACUCAAGAACAGGGUCCUUCAUCAGCCACAUUCUUUAUUGUCAAAGCCAUUAGAACAUAGCAAAACUUCGUAUGACAGAAAAUUGUUCCAGUGCAGCAAAAUUGUUAUCUCCAUAGCAAUGGGUUUGCCUCCAUGAAAAAAUCGCCUUUGUUUUUCUACACUUUUAGUAUUUGAUCUUAGAAAAGGGUAUUCUUACAGGUUGACUUGCCCUGUAGUACGCAGCAUGGCUCACUUAUGCAAGUCAUCUAGAGUGACCUGCUGUGCUGGCUCCAUUCUGCAGUUUACCCAAAUGGCAAUCUGCAUUGUGCCAUACGGGAUUUGUUUUGUCCAGGCUUGCUGUAGCUGAAAAGAAAUUAUUUUAAUUUUGAAGUACAAUGGUAUCUCGGUUUUCGAACAUAAUCUGUUCUGGAAGACUGUUUGAGAUCUGAAAUGUUCAAAAACUGAGGCGCAAAGAGUGGUCUGCAAAUUUAAUAGAGAAAAUUGAGAAAAAUAACAUAUACACUCAGUGGAAGCCGUUCAACUUCUUUUUUUUAAUAUAAUUUUUAUUGGUUUUCCAGUUUUUACAAUUUUUGACAUCCUAAAAAAAGAACAUUUUAUCCCUUGCUCUGCCGAGCUUUUGACUUCCCUCCCUCCAUCUUCUGGUUUUUUAUAUCACAUUUAUAUUUCCCCACAUUUUUUACAUUUCGAUCCUGAUUCUACCUUAUAUUAUUAAACACUUUAAUCACACAUAGAAUGUCUCUUAUUACAAACGUUGUGAGAUUUAUCUCAGUCCUGCCAAGUGUCUUUAUAUGUUCUCUCUAUAUAAUAUAACUUUACUCCAUUCUCUCUGGAACGCUUGGUCGCCCUGGUUCCAGAUUCUCCGGGUCAGCUUUGCCAGUUCCGCAUAAUCCAUCAUCUUCGCCUGCCAUUCUUCCACAGUUGGUAACUCCUGCUGUUUCCAUUUUUGGACUAAUAAAAUUCCAGCAGCGGUUGUUGCAUACAUAAACAAAUUUUUAUCAGCUCUUGAUAUUUCCCCUCCUACCAUUCCUAACAGAAACACCUCCAGUCUCUUUGGGAGUGUGUACCUAAGCAUCCUUUUUAAGUCAUUAUAAAUACUAUCCCAGAAUAGUUUAACUUUGUCACACAUCCACCACAUAUGAUAAAAAUCUCUAUCUUUAACCUUGCAUUUCCAGCAUUGCUUAUUGCUUGUUUUAUACGUUUUUGCUAGUUUAGUAGGGGUCAAAUACCAUCUAUACAUCAUUUUCAUUAUAUUUUCUUUCAAUGUCAUGCAUGCAGUAAAUUUCAUACCCUUAUUCCAUAGCCUUGCCCAUUUGUCAAAAUCAAUAUUAUGCCCAAUGCCAAUUGCCCAUUUUAUCAUUACCUCCUUAAUUUCCUCAUCUACAUCAUUAAUUUGAUGAUAUUGUAGCCAACAUGUUAACAUAUCACAUAUUUCAUCAUAUGAUUUCAGUUUUAACACUUUAUCCCUUUCCCUUAUCAACUCCCUAUAUGUAGGCCAAUUACCUUUCAUAUUUAACCUCUUGACUGAAAUUGCCUCUGCUGGCGAAAUCCACCAUGGUGUUUUACGUUCUAGUAAUUCUUUGUAUUUAAUCCAGACUUCAUACAGUGGUUUUCUUAUUGCAUGAUUCAGGAAGCCUCUGUGAACUUUAAAUUUAUCACAAAUAUGCGUGCCACCCAUAUCUAUUUUCAUAACCUUCUAAAUCUAAUAUGUCUGUAUUUUCUAAUUUCAUCCAAUCCCUUAACCAUGUCAAGCAUGAUGCUUCAAAAUAUAUCUUUAACUCUGGCAGCGAGAAUCCGCCUCUUUCUUUUUUAUCUGUAAAAGUUUAUAUUUUAUUCUAGGUUUCUUCCCCUACCAGAUAAAGCUUGACAAUGCUUUUUGCCAAUCUUUGAACUGUCUUGUUCUACUAAUCACCGGGAUUGUCUGAAAUAGAAAUAACAUUUUGGGUAGUACAUUCAUCUUUAUCACAGAGAUUCUUCCCCAAAAUGACAAUUUCUCUUCCAACUUCUGUUCAACUUCUGAGGUGUGUUCGAAAACUGAAGCAUUUACUUCCAGGUUCACAGUGUUUGAGUUCCGAAACGUUUGUCAAUGGAGAUGUUCAAAAACAGAGGUACCACUGCAUAUGCUCUCUGAGAGCAUAUUGUUGUUUUUGGAGACCUGAUAUACUUUAAAUUUGUAAGUAUCAGAGCAGCAACAGCAACAACAACUGAGAAAGAACUGAAGUGAAAUAACUGGAAAUAAGCCGAGCAUUUACCCUUUAAUCUAAAAACCUGUAACAUCUACCUGAAGUGAAGUAACUGAACAUAAGGAACUGAAGUUUAAAAGAAGCUGUGCUUGAUUAGAAGUCCAUAAUAUCAGUUAGAUUUAGUAUAAAUAUUAUUAGGUGAACUGUUACCUGCAAUAACAUUAUAAUCUGAAGUAUCCUUUGUUUGAUCCACUUUGUGUCAUAAACUUCCUUUGUGUAAUAAAAUCUUUCUUGUUUAUUUGACCAAAUCCUGCCUGAGACUCCAAAUCAUUAAGUUUUCCCUCACACAAGUCCGCCAGUCGAUAAUCUGGGGCAGUUUGUAGAAUUUCAUGUAACUGGUGUACCGUGAGGUGGUCUCACUAUAUCUAAGUGAGGGCCAGCCCAACGGCACCAGGGUGGGAAAGGGCUCUUGUGCCGUCGCAGCCGCACCUCCAGGAAGCAGGCCUGGUUCCCUUGAGCCAGUGCGAUGGGAACCAAGUGUAAGAGCUGCACUGGGCAGACCUUGGCUCAGAUCCCAGAGGCCCCCGGAGGCCGAAGGGGCUGCUGCUUGGCCAGGGCCUCCCCAGACCUGGAGCUGCCCCAGGCAGCUAGCUGAGUUCUGCUGCUCGGCCCAUGGAAGAACCAGAUGGUGUCCUCCAUCUGCUGUGAACGAAAGCCUCCAUCAACCCUCAUUCUUGGUCAUAGUGGAUGGAGCUGCUGUGAGUUGUACUUCUGUUCCCCUCUCACUUCAUGUGGGCUACCCCUGCUGUAUCCUUUCAGCAGGGGCGAAACUAGGCUUUAUUUCACCCGGGUCAAAGACCCAGAUUGGCACCCCCAAGGCACAUAUGCAAACACACACAUAUAGGCUGGGAGCCUCAAUGGCGCCCCCGGAGGCUUCACCUGGGGCAAAAACCCUGGUUCAACGCCCUCCUGCCCCCGGCACUGCUUUCAGCUCUACUGCCUCUGAACAGGUGCCCACUUCAUCGCUCUAGCUCUUUCCCAGAUCCCUUGGGGCUGCCUUCCUCUGCAAUGGAUGGAGCUGUAUCUUUGCCAUGGAAACAGAACAGGGAGUCCUGCUGUGUCACCAUCCCUCAGGUUUUUGCCCUCUCAGAGCCUCCGCUUUGGCACAGCUUCCAGAUGCCUCCUCCCAGAAUUGUGGUGGGGCUAAAUUGAGAUAACCCCCAUGUUUGCCAUUCCAAGCUCCUUUGGAGGAUGGGCAGGAUGAAAAACCUCUGACUGCUACUUUUAUGUAACUGGAAGAAAACUAAACAGCAGGAUAAGCAAGGGUGGUGUGGUGGGGGAUCAAAAUAUUAAUCAAGAUGACAAUUUCUGCCUCUCUAAAAUGGGAUAAUAAAGGCGACUUACUUUUGAGUAGACAUAGAUAGGAUCUUGCUGAAAGAGAACCUCAGUCAGGCAGUAAACAGUCAGGAUCUUUGUAAUAAGAACUUUAUUUGAACCUGUCCUUCUGCGCUUCACCCCUGAAGCUGAUUAAAUGCUGCAGUUCAACCCUGAAGAAUGAUGGGCUCCCUGAGCAAGCCAAGAGUGCUUUUUCCUUCACCACUAACUACGCCUAGCCUCCAAACAUCCAGGCUCAUGACAGCAGUGCCUCUUAUUCUGAAAUUCAGUGCUAGAAAUGUGUCGAUUUUUUUUUACUAUUGCACCAUGAGUAAUUGUUGUUGUUUAGUCGUCUUAGUCGUGUUCGACUCUCUGUGACCCCAUGAACCAGAGCAUGCCUUGGAAACGCUCACUUUCUUCUCAAAGCUUCUCCUUUUUUAUGUCUGUGGAGUUUUCUUGGCAAAAUACUGGAGUGGUUUGCCAGUUCCUUCUGGCUCUGUUCUGACUGGCAUCAGUUUUCCAGGGUUUUGGCAUUUCUCUUCCCUACCUGGAAAUGCCAGGAAUUGAACCUGGGACAUUUUAAUGCAAACCUGUCUUCUACCACUAUAGCUACAAACCCUAAACAGAGUACAUGGUAAAAAUAUAGCUUAAAAUACAUUUAGUUUGGGGUCUGCCUUGUUGCAAGUGAAGAUACGGAGUAUUUUAAUGGUAUUCUGUUUUUGACAUCUUAAACAAAACAAAACAAAACGAAAGAGAUGUUUCUGAACAAAAAGUAGUCCUAGUACCUUCUGCUUUUAUAUUCCUGGUUUUAUUUAUUUUAAGCCACCCAUUUCCUGACAGCAAGAGCCACUUCAGGGACUGUUGCAGUCGGGAGACUGUGAUUACGGGGCCGGCUGACAGGUCCUUUUGCUCUGUGCAAUCAGUUCUUGCUGAUAGCUGGUUUGUUCUCUCUCUUUCAUUAGAGGAAGUGGAGCUCUUGACUUUUUGUUUCAAGCUGGGUCUGCGUGUGCGCAGAUAAGUUUCAUGCUGCUCCUCUUUGCAGCUCAACUCAUAGCCGCUAUCGAGAAGGUAGAUUUGGUGCUAUCAGAUGGAUUUAUUAAGCCCACCAGAGGGUUCAGUUCUAAUCAGCUAAAUUCUGACAGGGAAAAAAGCAGGCGUGGGGGCUGCCAGGGAGACAGCUAUAAAUACAAGCAGUUUCUUCUCAGAGCACAAAAGGAGCCAUCACGGGGAAAGGAGUUGGCAGGGAAGGGCUGUGAUGCUGCCACGGAAGCAGGUGCUGCUCACGUAGGUGGAAAAUGGGUAAAGUCAAAGGAGAAAAGAGGGAGUGAGAGAGGGGAAGCAGAAAUACAGCUUAUUUAUUCCAUAACAUGGAGAAGGGAAAUGUGUGGUGAAUUUAUUAUUGGAAGUUAUGAAUACCAAACAUACUAUUUGAUAUAAUAAUAAUAAUAAUAAUAAUAAUAAUUUAUUAUUUGUACCCCGCCCAUCUGGCUGGGUUUUGCCCGCCACUCUGGGCGGCUUCCAUAUAAACCAAAAAUACAGUAAAAUAUCACAGAUUAAAAACUUCCCUGAACAGGGCUGCCUAAAGAUGUCUUCUAAAUGUCAGGUAGUUAUUUAUUGCUUUGACAUCUGAUGGGAGGGCGUUCCACAGGGCGGGCGCCACUACCGAGAAGGCCCUCUGCCUGGUUCCCUGUAGCUUUGCUUCUCGCAAUGAGGGAACCGCCAGAAGGCCCUCGGCGCUGGACCUCAGCGUCCGGGCAGAACGAUGGGGGUGGAGAUGCUCCUUCAGGUAUACUGGGCGGAGGCCGUUUAGGGCUUUAAAGGUCAACACCAGCACUUUGAAUUGUGCUCGGAAACGUACUGGGAGCCAAUGUAGGUCUUUCAAGACCGGUGUUAUAUGGUCUCGGUGGCCGCUCCCAGUCACCAGUCUGGCUGCUGCAUUCUGGAUUAGUUGUAGUUUCCGAGUCACCUUCAAAGGUAGCCCCACGUAGAGCGCAUUGCAGUAGUCCAAGCGGGAGAUAACUAGAGCAUGCACCACUCUGGCGAGACAGUCCGCGGGCAGGUAGGGUCUCAGCCUGCGUACCAGGUGGAGUUGGUAGACAGUUGCCCUGGAUACAGAAUUGACCUGUGCCUCCAUGGACAGCUGUGAGUCCAAAAUGACAAAAUGAUAUGUAUAUUAUGAGUAUUAGUAUUUAUUUUGUAGAUUUAUAAACUUCUUAAUGGCUAAAAACUACUGAAGUGGUGUAUGAUAAAAUAAAAUGAGACAGAAAUACCAAAGAUAAACUCUUAAUAAACAGUAAACUCAUCUCUAUGAUGGUACAGUUCUUAUUCCAUAAAAUGACUCAGCCACACUUCAGGAAAGGCCUUAUUAAGCAAAAACAUAUUUAGUAGCUGCCUAAAUAUCAGGAUCCCCUUCAUGGAUCACUGCCUUGCUGUGGCGAAGGGGCGUGAAUAACUCAGAGAAGCUAUGAACUAUGCCGAGCAGGGCACCCAAGAUGAACAGGUCAUAGUGGAGAGUUUUGACCAAACGUGAUCCACCUGGAGUAGGAACCGGCAAGCCACUCCAGUAUCCCUGCCAAGAAAACUCCAUGGACAAAGACAACAGGCAUAUAAAAGUUAUGACGCUGGAAGAUGAGCCCCUCAGGUCGGAAGGUGUCCAACAUGCUACUGGGGAAGAGCGGAGGACAAGUACAAGUAGAUUCAGAGCUGAUGAAGCGGCUGGGCCAAAGCCGAAAGGACGCUUAAUUGUGGAUAUGCAUGGAAGCGAAAGGAAAGUCCAAUGCUGUAAAGAAAAAUAUUGCAUAGGAACCUGGAAUGUAAGAACCAUGAACCUGGGUAAGUUGGAUGUGGUCAAAAAUGAGAUGGCAAGAAUAAAGAUCGACAUCCUGGGCAUCAGUGAGCUAAAAUGGACGGGAAUGGGCGUAUUCAGUUCGGAUGACUAUCAUAUCUACUACUGUGGGCAAGAAACCCGUAAAAGAAAUGGAGUGGCCCUCAUAGUCAACAAAAGAGUGGCGAAAGCUGUACUGGGAUGCAGUCUCAAAAAUGAUAGAAUGAUCUCGAUAUGAAUCCAAGGCAGACCUUUUAACAUCACAGUAAUCCAAGUUUAUGCACCAACUACUGGUGCUGAAGAAACUGAAAUUGACCAAUUCUAUGAAGACUUACAAGACCUUAUAGAAGUGACACCAAAGAAGGAUGUUCUUCUCAUUAUAGGGGAUUGGAAUGCUAAAGUAGGGAAUCAAGAGAUAAAAGGAACAACUGGCAAGUUUGGCCUUGGAGAUCAAAACGAAGCAGGGCAAAGGCUAAUAGAGUUCUGUCAAGAGAACAAGCUGGUCAUCACAAACACGCUUUUCCAACAACACAAGAGAUGACUCUACACAUGGACAUCACCAGAUGGGCAACAUCGAAAUCAGACUGAUUAUAUUCUCUGCAGCCAAAGAUGGAGAAGCUCUAUACAGUCAGCAAAAACAAGACCUGGAGCUGACUGUGGCUCAGAUCAUCAGCUUCUUAUAGCAAAAUUCAAGCUUAAACUGAAGAAAGUAGGAAAACCACUGGACAGGUAAGAUACAAUCUAAACCAAAUCCCUUAUGAAUACACAGUGGAAGUGAGGAACAGGUUUAAGGAUUUAAAUUUGCUGGACAGAGUGCCUGAAGAACUAUGGGUGGAGGCUCGCAACAUUAUACAGGAGGCAGCAACUAAAACCAUCCCAAUGAAAAAGAAAUGCAAGAAAGCAAAGUGGCUGUCCAACGAGGCCUUACAAAUAGCUGGGGAGAGAAGGCAAGCAUAAUGCGAGGGAGAUAGUGAAAGAUACAGGAAAUUGAAUGCAGAUUUCCAAAGAAUAGCAAGGAGAGACAAGAAGGCCUUCUUAAACGAGCAAUGCAAAGAAAUAGAGGAAAACAACAGAAUGGGAAGAACCAGAGAUCUGUUCAAGGAAAUCGGAAAUAUGAAAGGAACAUUUUGUACAAAGAUUACCAUAAUAAAGGACAAAAGUGGUAAGGACCUAACAGAAGCAGAAGACAUCAAGAAGAGGUGGCAAGAAUACACAGAGGAAUUAUACCAGAAAGAUAUGGAUGUCUCGUACACCCCAGGUAGUGUGGUUGCUGACCUUGAGCCAGACAUCCUGGAGAGUGAAGUCAAAUGGGCCUUAGAAAGCACUGCUAAUAACAAGGCCAGUGGAAGUGAUGGUAUUCCAGCUGAACUGUUUAAAAUUUUAAAAGAUGAUGCUGUUAAGGUGCUACACUCAAUAUGCCAGCAAGUUUGGAAAACUCAGCAGUGGCCAGAGGAUUGGAGAAGAUCAGUCUACAUCCCAAUCCCAAAGAAAGGCAGUGCCAAAGAAUGCUCCAACUACCGCACAAUUGCACUCAUUUCACAUGCUAGCAAGGUUAUGCUUAAAAUUCUACAAGGAAGGCUCAAGCAGUAUGUGGACCAAGAACUCCCAGAAGUGCAAGCUGGAUUUAGAAGAGGCAGAGGAACCAGAGACCAAAUUGCAAACAUGCGCUGGAUUAUGGAGAAAGCUAGAGAGUUCCAGAAAGACAUCUACUUCUGCUUCAUUGACUAUGCAAAAGCCUUUGACUGUGUCGACCACAGCAAACUAUGGCAAGUUCUUAAAGAAAUGGGAGUGUCUGAUCACCUCAUCUGUCUCCUGAGAAAUCUCUAUGUGGGACAAGAAGCUACAGUUAGAACUGGAUAUGGAACAACUGAUUGGUUCAAAAUUGGGAAAGGAGUACGGCAAGGCUGUAUAUUGUCUCCCUGCUUAUUUAACUUAUAUGCAGAAUUCAUCAUGCGAAAGGCUGGGCUGGAUGAAUCCCAAGCCGGAAUUAAGAUUGCCGGAAGAAAUAUCAACAACCUCAGAUAUGCAGAUGACACAACCUUGAUGGCAGAGAGUGAAGAGGAAUUAAAGAACCUUUUAAUGAGGGUGAAAGAGGAGAGUGCAAAAUAUGGUCUGAAGCUCAACAUCAAAAAAACGAAGAUCAUGGCCACUGGGCCCAUCACCUCCUGGCAAAUAGAAGGGGAAGAAAUGGAGGCAGUGAGAGAUUUUACUUUCUUGGGCUCCAUGAUCACUGCAGAUAGUGACAGCAGUCACGAAAUUAAAAGACGCCUGCUCCUUGGGAGAAAGGCGAUGGCAAACCUAGACAACAUCUUAAAAAGCAGAGACAUCACCUUGCCAACAAAGGUCGUAUAGUAAAAGCCAUGGUUUUCCCAGUAGUGAUGUAUGGAAGUGAGAGCUGGACCAUAAAGAAGGCUGAUCACCGAAGAAUUGAUGCUUUUGAAUUAUGGUGCUGGAGGAGACUCUUGAGAGUCCCAUGGACUGCAAGAAGAUCAAACGUAUCCAUUCUUAAGGAAAUCAGCCCUGAGUGCUCACUGGAAGGCCAGAUCGUGAAGCUGAGGCUCCAAUACUUUGGCCACCUCAUGAGAAGAGAAGACUCCCUGGAAAAGACCGUGAUGUUGGGAAAGAUGGAGGGCACAAGGAGAAGGGGACGACAGAGGACGAGAUGGUUGGAUGGUGUUCUUGAAGCUACCAGCAUGAGUUUGAUCAAACCACAAUUCUGUGAGGUAGGUUAGGCUGAGAGACAGUGAGUGGUCCAAGGUCCCCCAGUGAACUUCAUGGCUGGGGGGGGGGACUAGAAUCUGGUCUUCCAGGUCCAGCACUCUAAUCAGCACCACAUUUGCCGCCUGAGGCAGUUCCCUGCCUUAUGGUGCAUAUAUGGAAAACACUAUCAACAUUCAAAUAAAUGGUAGGUAUAAAUGCUAGGUAAAUGCUAGGUAUGUAUAUAUCAUCAUCAUCAUCAUCAUCAUCAUCAUCACAACAACAAUCAUUUAUUCAGUUAAAAGGGAAAUGGUUAGGGAUGGGCAAAUACAUCAGUUUCAUUUUUUCAUUUUUCCAAUCUUAAAUUCGGUUCUUCACAUUUUCACAUCAGAUUGCAACUUUAAAAAAAAGUUCUUAUGAAAAGUUAACAGCAUUUUAGUACAAAUUUGUCCUGAUAUACACAUUUUUGUAUACAGCUUUAUACACACUUUUAUAACACAGUUUCCCCUUAAUAUAAUGCAUUUUUCUACACCAUUUUCACAAAUAUAUGCAUUAUUAUGAGAAUUUGGUAGGUUCACCUUUAAAUGUGAACUGAAUUGAAUUUCUCCUCCAUCUCCAUACCAAUGAUAAAUGACCGUUAACAUGAUGCAAGAGCGGUCUACUCCCAAAUCUCUGUUCUACCAGGAAGAUUACUGGGUAGCUUCACAGGAUUGUGGUAAUGCUAACAUGAGGUGUCACUGUGGAUGGUUAGGAGACAAAUGUGCAAAGUAGUAGGGCGAGAGGUGCCAAGGUGCCAGCUUGCCUGAAGUCACAUCCUCUGACCCGAAAGUGUGUUUCCAUGCUCUCACAUUUCCAAAGGCUUAUUGUAGUGAUGCAACACAAGGCGUAUGCCGUUUCUAAUUCACGUGCUCUGGUGUUAUUUGGCUGAAAUUAGGCCUUUCACAUGUCCCAUUAAUUCCUCUUGCUCAUGGAGAAGCCAAGGAUGGGACUCUAAGCCCUGUGUGACUGGACUCUAGAGAGUCAUCAAGGAGCACAGCAUCUUCAGAAAUGAUCUAUGAAGAAAAACACUUUAGCUGUCUUCCCAGUAAACUCCUCUCCUCAACGAAUCAUGAGAAUUCUCAGUCAGCAACCUCACAAAACCAAAGAGACUCCCAUGAUCCUUUGGGGAAAGCCAAACUGGUAAAAGCGAUGCAAAGCACAAAAGUAUUUGUAGUGUAGAUAGAACCAAACAGCUCUACUGAGGUGUCUACCAGCAGCUUCCCCCCUUCAGCCUCAAACUCCUUGAUUUUAUUAUUACAUGAUAACCUUCCUGAGAAGAGGCUGGCUGCUGGAUCAGACCAAAGGCCUGUGUAGUCCAGCAUCCUCUUCUCACAGUGGCCAACCAGAUGCCUGAGGGAAGCCCACAAGCAGGGCCCGAGUGCGAAAACAGCCCUCUCCCCUCCGACAGCAGUGGUGGACAUGGCCCUGAGAGCCUCAUCCUCUAUGAAUUUGUCCAGUCCUCUUUUAAAGCCAGCCACACUGGGGACAAAUUCCGUAGUUUAACUGCACCAGGUGAAGAAGUAUUUUUUGUGUCUGCUCUGAGUUCUUUCUCAGAAUCAUGCAUAAUUUUAUACACCUUCCUUAUGCUCCCCACACUUACUAGCCCUUUUCCAAACUAGAAAUUGCUCCCCGCCCUUGACUAUUUUGGUUGCCCCUUUCUGGACCUUUCACAGCUCUAUCAUAUCCUUUUUGAGAUGAGGCUGCCAGAAUUGUACACAGCAUGCCAAGUGGGGUCUCUCCAUAGAUUUGUAUAACACUAAAUUUCCUCCAAGGAGCUCUAGGCAGUGCACACGAUUUUGCCUGGCUCAGUGCUGUAAAGUAGAUUAGACAGAGAGGCAGUGACAAAUGCAAGGUCACCAUGAGCUAUUUAGCUGAGUGAGGAUUUGAACCCUGGUUUGCCAGUUGCUAGGCCAACGCUCUAACCACUACACCACACUGACUCUCCAUGAAGGUUUUUAGGUACUUGGCUCUGCUAGGAAUGCAGUUCAAACCCUAGUCUACACCUACAUAGUUAAACUGGAAGGGUGAAGAAAAGGGGCAAGGAAACUCACCCCAGGAAAUGACUCAUCCAGUGCCCCUCCCCCACUCAAAGGGGGUGGGCAGACUUGUCCUCUCUAGAUAACGCCUCACCCUACCAAGUUGGUUCCUCUUGUUGAUAUACAGGAUGCUUCUUUUUAAAGCCAGAGUAAACCAAACUGCAUUUUGGAGACACAUAGGCCAGCUGCCUCUGCCGUAACACAUAUGCUCUGUUAUGAUGACAAGGUCUUUGAAAGAGCUGGUCUGUUUUAAUUUAGAACUGGCUUCACCAAACCAGAUUCACAUUUCCCUUUCUCCUAUCCAUACUCUAUCCCAGACAUUCUAAUCUGGAAUGGGAAGUGGUUUAGUCUGGAUUAAUUUUGCUAAGGAACUGUGAAGCCACACCAAUGGGACUGGUGUAAGGUAGAUGUUUACAUUUCAUUAGGGCCUCUUUAGGGACAUAGGAAGUCGCCUUGUGCCAGGCCACCUCCGCACCAUUCCUUUAAAGCAGCAUCAGACCACUUUAAACAUUCAUAGCUUCCCAGUGCUGAAAAGGCUGUAAAGGGGACCAGCAAAUUCAUGGAGGGCAAAUCUCACUCAUGGCUGCUGCAGGUUUUGAAGGCCAUAUAGAGCCUCUAGAUUCCACAGCAGGAUGCCACCAGAUGCUGGUGGGCACCUGGGUGGGAGGGCUUUAGCCAUCUGGCUCUAGCCUCCUCCUUGAAUUUGUCACAGCCAUUGCUACACUCUGUGGCAGAGCAGACAAACUCUUCCUGCAUCCUCAAUUCAGACAGACGUUUUGCUCAACUGAGGGGUGUUCAGAUAUAGCUUUUUUAAGGUGCUGUUUUGAGAACAUCAUUUCCUUAGCAAACAUGCGCGCUGUCAUAUGUAUUCUGCCCUGGUCAAACUAGUUUGGCUAGGAUUUGGGUAGUGAUUCAAGCUGUACUGUAUAAUACUGGGAUUAGCCCCUGAGUAUGUCUAGUUGUUUGUGUGUGUUUUGGCAUGCCUGUUAUUGGAACCCACAGAAUAGUAUAUAUGAUUCGUUUAAUAGACCUUUCUCCACCCCAUGCCCAGAGUAGAUUUAAACCAUGUUUACAUUCUUUUUUAUCAAGACAAUGUGCAUAUUUACCGCUGUGUGUGUGUGUGUGUGUAAAAAAAAGUAAAAGUGUGAAGUCUUUUUUAAAUUAAAGAGUGAAAUUAACUAGAGCACAAACAUCUUGCAUUUUGGUCUAAUCAAUUUAACCACCUCACUAAUCUGUACAGAACUAGGGAAAGCAUCUACAGUUUGGAACAAGGCAGGAAUGGUCCAGACCCUUUCCUUCCUGUAAACAUAUCCCAGUUGGCUGGGUUUCCCAGCGUCUUGCUGCCAGUUACUGCCUGAGCUCACUGACUAAUUACUACUUUUUCCUCAGACUGAGCCCUAGCUUGUUUUAUUGAAUGAACACAACUCUCCAGGUGGGGGUGGCAAGCCACAUGUGACUGAAUUUGAGAACUUCUCCCAGCAACUUCCCCCCUCCACCCAGAAGGUAGGAGCUUCAUGAGACGGAUGCAUUUGCCAGGCCUGUUAGCUCAUUUCUAAAAAGAGGUGCCAAGGCUCAAGCCAAACCCCCAGACGGGACAACGGAGGCCAUGAGGCAGACCCUCCAAGUGUCCCUGUGUUCCAGGGACAGUCCUGGAUUUACAGAAGCCGCCCUGGUUUCUGUUUGACCCCAGAAUGUCCCACUUCCUUAGGACAUCCCUGUUUUCAUCAGAAAAAUGUUGGAGGGUAUGGAGUUAUCCGACAUCUGAAGGCAGCUCUGUAUAGGGAAGUUGUUUUUUAUGUUUAAUGUUUUUAUGUUUAAUGUUUUAUUAUAUUUUUAUAUAUGUUGAAAGCCACCCAGAGUGGCUGGGACAACCCAGUCAGAUGGGUGGGGUAUAAAUAGUAAAAUAAUAGUAACAACAACAACAAUAGAUUUAGGAUGUCCCUAUUUUCAUUGGCAAAAUGUUGGAGGGUAUGCAUAAGGUUGUAUUUGCAAGCUUAUUACCUGUAAAGUUGCAUCCUAUUGGUAUGUCAUCCAACAGCCACUGACCUGCCCCUCUCCCACCUGGGUUUGUAGUCCUUCUUACAGGAAACUGACAUUGUUGAGCCUUUUAGCUUCUCGUGUGUGUUGUGGAAAUGGUGUUUUGUUGCUUUUGCUUUGUUAAUAGCUUUGGUACUCUUGAGCUCCCAUGAUACAAGAGAGUGAACAGCAGGUUCCUCUUGUUCAUAGCCAUUAUCUGAGUUCUCCUUUAAUGGGUUUAACCUUUUAAAACCUUGCCUCCAGACUAAUGAGAUUACUUUCUUUAAACAGGACGGGACUCCUGUGCCCUUAGCAGCAGCGUAACAGGCAGAAAUCAUCAAGUGAAACUGGAUCUGGCACGAAAAUUUCAAUGAUGGCAAAACUAUCACUUGUUGAUUUAUGAUAGGGGUAACCAGUUUACCUGCCGGAUGUUUAGAACUACAACUCCCAUGGGCCCCAGCCAGUAUGGUCAAUGCUCAAGAAUUAUGGGAGUUGAAGUUCCAAACAUCUGGAGGGCCCCUGAUGGGCUACCCCUGAUUCAUGGCCACUAUGAGGCUGUUAAGGGCACUGGAGCUCAGCAGUGGGAAAGUUGAGGUAACUCACAAGAGUCUCAUUUAUCCCCACAAUACCUUGUGAGGCUUCCUACUAUUACUCACAUUUUAGAAUAGAAUCAUUGUGGCUGAGUAAAAGAGAUUUGCCCAAAGGCUAUCCUGUGUGUUUAUGUCUGAAUUUGGCAUAGACCUGAUUUAAUUCUCCCAGGGUCCACUAUAAAAACUUCACAGUGACUCGUAAGCGUUUUUCUCUUAGCUGUCAAGUAGCAAUUAACUCUUCAUCUGUCUGUCUGUCAGAAGCCUGUUGCAACCGGAGAUUCAUGCUGUAGCUUUGAAAUGACCAGUUAGGCAGCAGAGACAGCUCCCCCUCCUGUUCCUCCCAGUUCUGCCAUCUACCUCUAUUCCUUCCUUGUGACUAUCUCCAGGGGUAUACCAAGCAGGGGAAAGAGAGGGGCAGGUGAAAGAAGCAAUAACUUUGGCAUCUCUUGGUCAGCUGGCAAGUUGUUAAAGUCACAACAUGAAUCUCCCAGUUCAGACAACUCUGGCAACUCUGUGUUUUUUGUCUGCAGGCGUUUUGGCUAACAUUCUUUAUAGGCCCCCAUUUCAUUUGGCAAACACUGAAGGUGAGAGUACACACACACACACACGAGUUAUGCUUGUACAUGUCUGGAAUCAACUUCCACCCUUGGCAAGCUAUUAGAAUAAAUCAUAAAACAAUCCAUUUGUAAGCACAUAAGAGACAAUUGGAUAAUAAGCAGCCAACAUGGAUUACUUAAGGACAAAUCAUGCCAAACCUGAUUUCCUUCUUUGAAAAGGCAACUGGUUUGGUGUGUAAUUUAAGCACAGAGGUUUUGUAAAGUAUCUUAGACAUUGACAUAAUAAAAUUCGGGCAUGCAUAGCUCAGUUGGUUAAGAGCAUGGUGCUGAUAAUACCAGGGUUGCAGGUUCGAUCCUCUGAUGGGACAGCUGCAUUGCAGGGGUUGGACUAGAUAAUCCUCAGGGUUCCCUCCAACUCUACAAUUCUGUGAUUCAAUGAUUGCUCCAGCCCUUAUGCUGUUGUGUCCGAAGCAUGUGUAUUUAGAAAUGGCCCACUCUGUAACUGGGCUUACGAUUGCAGCCUUGAGUUGGCUUUCUGGCUCGCAACCUGGAGAGCUCUUUUGCCGUAAACAUCCCCAUAGUUAUGAAGGAAGAUGCGGUUGGUGCCUUCGGGAUGUAGGAAGAUUUGUACCAAGUUAGACCAUUGUUCCAUCCAGCUCAGUAGUGCCUACACUGACCAGCAGUGCCCCCCCCCCCCGGGUUCCAGAGAGAAGAUGCUGGGUAUGCCAUCUGGGACCUUUGGUAUGAAAAACACAUGUUGUGCCACUGGGCAACAGCAGCCCUUUCCUGCCUGGCUCAGGCUUCCCCAGUGCUACCCCCCACCCUCUGCCUGCCUGCCUGCCUGCCUGCCUGCCGAGGGUCCUGCUUGUUCUAGUGAGCGGGCGCUUUGGGGCUUGGAGAAGGUGGACGGUUCUUCUCCCACAUGACAGCCCUGUAAAGCCCUAUCAGUUUCAGUUGGGAGAGCGACAACUCUCCCAAGGCCAGUACUCUGCUCCCUCUCUUGCGCAGUUGCUCUGGCUAAGACCAGAGACCUCUUUGGUCACACAAUGCAUUGCUCCCCCAAAUGCUGCUGCCAGUGAAACUCCUGGGUGCAUUAAAAGGCAGCACAGCAUCUGAACAAACCCUAAAGAAAGGCUGUGCUGAUAUGUGUUGUCUUUGGCUUCCUUCUAGGGAAGUGACAUAGUGCCCUCCUGAUGUAGACUACAGCUCCCAUCAUCCCUGGCCAUGGGCUGUGAUGGGAGUAAUAGUUCUAAACAUCUGGAGGAGCAUAUGUGCCCCAUCCCUGCUGUUUUCUAAUGGCCACCAAGUUGUACAAGUGCCAAUUCUUAUGUAGCCAAAACAGCAGCAGGCACCCACAGGAAAGAAGUUUCAGCAGCUUUUUCCUUAAAGCCACCAAAAAAAUGCCAAUCUAGGGAAUCUUGCCAUUGCAUUGGGUUGCAUCAUGUGCUUUCUUUCUGCUGCCCCAGGUGGUAGGAAACUUCAGGGGCCAGUUUGAAGAGGGCCUCUCCUUCUCCUUCUAAGGAGAGAAAGACUACCCGAGACUUGUGGCAUUUUAGUCAUCUUUGUUGCUUGAGUAGGAAAGGCAGGGGCAGCAGGCAAGCAGGCUGAGUAGUAACAGAAAUCUUUCAAGUACAAGGAGGCAGGGGGGCUGAGUAGCUACUAGCAGCAACCAGCCUCCUUGCUUACUGACCUUCUAGUCCUCUGUAACCACCAAAGCAGCAUCUUUACUGUUUUGCCUGUGCAUACAAGGGUCACAAAUGCAGUGCACAAACUCACGUUGCACACCUCAUUUUUGUGACAAGCAUUACAGAAUUAUAGUUAUACAGCCUGUUUCUCUACACUCACGGGUUUGGACAACACAGGUGGAUGCGUGCGUGACUGUGCAUUAGCUGUGCACCAAUUUUACACCAAGCACGUGUGAUUUAUGUGAAUAAUAGCAACACUUAUUCUAAAAAAGAAAAGAAGCAUAGCUGCAGCAUUGUCCAAAUUGUAUCACUCUCCAGCUUGUUUGCACAGUGGUGUUAAGCCAAACUGCCUUAUAUGAAAUGGAAAACAGAUUUCAUACUCUGCAAGACAGGAUUACUUCACCCUCCACACCAAAUUAUAUGGAGAUGCCUAUGUGGUGCUUCCUCUGUAUGCCUCUUACAUGCCUGCACAUGCGUUUCCCUCCCUACCUGAGCUUCCCCUUUGUUCUGCCUCAAAACAAAAAUGCCCCCCUUCCUUCUGAGCCUGUUGGCCGUGAGCCCCUUCCCUCCCUAGCACCAUCUGCUCUGAAUCUGUCCCUUCCGAUGCUUGCCAUGUACUCUCUGAGCACUGACAUCUGCAAGGAGCCGUCUGCUCUGUCAAGGCUUUGUGUGGGAUGACACCCGCUCUUCAGAUGGCUCCAUGGUUGCAGAAAGAAUUAAUUAGACACAGGAGGGAGAGUGGGGUAGUUGGGGUAGAACCGGUAACUAUAGGGUCCCUGCCUGGAGGUAAGGAUUGUUUGGGGAAGGGCUCAUAGCUCUGUGGUUGAUACAGGUGGAAAAGAAAGUCAAUUAAGUUCACAUUUAAAGGUGGAUCUGCCUAAUUCACACUUUUUGAACCACUAUGUGAACUAAAGCACCACCGUUCUUUAAGAUUUGUGCUGCUCUGAAUUGUGCAGUGCAUUUCUUCCACCAAGAAACGUGUACAAAAGAGUACAUUCUAAGGUGGUGUGCGUUAAAAUGCAUAUAUAGGAGAAAAUAACAUACAAAAUGCUUUAUAUUAAGGGAAAUAUAAAUAUCACAAAUAAAUCUCAGGCAGCAUUUCAUACAAAAAACUGUGUAUAUUGGGAUAAAUUGUUGAUGAUAAAGUGCUGAUGAAUUUAAAAGAUUCUAUAAAAGAAAAUUGCAAACUGUCAAGGAGAACAGAAUUUAAGAUUGGGAAAAUGAGGAACAGAGACAAAAACUGAAGUGGACUGAUUUGCCAUCCCUAAUGGGAAAGGUUUGCUUUGCAUGCAAAAGGUUGCAGUUACAGCUAGAGGGUUCCAGGUUGAAUAAUGUCUUUCUGCGUCAGAAGGGGAUUCUGACAGCCCAAGGCAGCUUAUGAGGCCUUCUCCAUCUUCAGAACAUUUGGUAAGGAGGGUGACUGCACCAGUGGCAAGCAGCCUCAAGACACCUCGUCCUUGUGCCAGUGUGAACGCCUUCCCAGGGUUCCAGGGUAUUCUGGCCACACCCAGCUGGACCUUGGUUGCUGCAAAUCUCCCCCCUUGAGCACCCAUCUUUCACUCUCUUUUGUCUGUUCCAACCAUAGGAGCCGAACUGGCCGGAUCAUGGAGUUGCUGUCCACCCCACACAGCAUUGAGAUCAACAACAUCACCUGUGACUCAUUCCGGAUCUCCUGGGCCAUGGAUGUUGGAGACUUAGACAGAGUCACUCACUACUUCAUCGACCUGAACAAAAAAGAGAACAAGAACUCCAACAAAUUCAAGCACCGGGUGAGCUGUUACAAUGGGCUGCCUUGGUGUUCAGCAGGGGUGAAACAGAAGAACCUGUGGACCUUCAGAUGUUGUUGGACUACAACUUCCAUCAUCUCUGGCCAUUGGCCAUGCUGUCUGGGGUUGAUGGGAGUGGAAGUCCAGCAGCAUCUGAGGAAGGCCACAGGUUCCUCAUCCCUAGCAUACAGGGUGGGGCAAGACAUGCUCUCUACAUCUCUACUAGCAAUCCCUUCAGCCAAUAAAAAGCAUUCCCCCUUUGCUUCAGUUGCACGCAGACUUAGAUCCUUGUUGGCAGCUGUUGAUUACCAACCACUAGGGGUGAGCAAUGAGAUGCCCUCCUGAUGGGCUAGAUUGUAUGUUCUGUGGUUGCACAGCCCACAGUCGGUUCUAAUGGGAGCAGUGGUCCAACACAUACAAGGCAAGGGCACUAGGCAGCCUACCGCCAGUGCUCCAUGCUGUGGCUGCCUCUAUAUUUAUGAACCUACCAAUGCUUCUGAUAAUAACCAGAUCUCUCACUUGGAAGGCUUUGGGCAUUGCUCUGCGGAAAGCAAACUAGUUCAGUGGUAAUUUUUUUUCUCCAGGGAAGCCUGGGAACAAAGGCUUUCUCUUACUAUAAAACAGAGAUGGGCGAUAGCUUUAAAAGCUGUUUGAGGUGUAGGGGGGUGUGUGUGACACCCUCACAAUGAGAACACUUAAAAAGUAUGCUUCUGAACAGAGGCUGCAGAGUCGUGAAAUGAAUUACUCACAUCUUUCUCCCUCUGAAAUGGAGUCACUAAUUUGGAUGCUGUUUAACAGGUUGGUUGGUUGGUUGGUUGGUUGCUAUGACAAUGCUACUUAAUGUUUAACAUUAAUUUACACACACACACACACACACACACACACACACACACUACCCUUUCUGUGAGAAGGUUUUCUCCCCUCCCUUUUGCUGCCGUCUCCUGACUCUUCCACAUUUGCUGUUGCCACAGAAACAGCCUUGCUCCGCAGAGGACCCCCGGUGGCCUGCUGGCUGGUGUGACCAUGUUCUCCCUUACUAACAAAUAUUUUUAAAGCACUUGCUCUGUUCAUUGGGCUAUUCCAACUACAUUGAAAGAGGAUGGGUUUUGUUAAAACCCUUUGUCAGUUUCUGCCUAGGCCUAGGGUUUGUUAUGGGCAUGGGUAGGCAAACUAAGGCCCGGGGGCUGGAUCCGGCCCAAUCUCCUUCUCAAUCCGGCCCGCGGAUGGUCCUGGAAUCAGUGUGUUUUUACAUGAGUAGAAUGUGUCCUUUUAUUUAAAAUGCAUCUCUGGGUUAUUUGUGGGGCAUAGGAAUUCGUUCAUUCUCCUCCCCCCAAUAUAGUCCGGCCCCCCACAAGGUCUGAGGGACAGUGGACCGGCCUCCUGCUGAAAAAGUUUGCUGACCCUGGCUAUGGGUGCUGAGAGUUGUUAGGAGACCCCCCCCAUUCCUCCCACAGAGAUACAAUUCCCAGAGUUCCCUGGGAAGCGGGAUUGAUUGUUAAAGCACCUUGGGAACUGUAGCUCUUGGAGGGAAAUAGAGAUGUUCUAACAGCUCUCAGAACCUGUAACAAACUACAGUUCCCAGGAUUCUUUGGGGGGAAGCCAUGAAUGUUUAAAAUGGCAUGAUAGUGCCUUAAAUGUUCUAGCGUGGAUGCUGGUAAAAGGCCAUGCCAUUUCAGGUCAAAGGUGGAGACUCACAUGACCAAAUGUUCAUUCAUAUAAAAAGGAGCCUGUCUAAGAGGAGGCUAGGAAAGAACUUUCCACUUGGCUAGGGGUCCUCAAGGAUUUUGUUCAGUCUGCAUUUCCCCAAGCUGUUAUCCAGAUCAGAAUGCGGUUAUCCUUUGGGUUUUGCAGUUCUUUUAAUUUUGCAUGACAAUGUGUAGAAUAACAUGCAGUUUAGAUUAAAAUGAAAGCAUACAAAAAAGCAAGGUAUUUGAAAAGAUAUGUACAAAAUUAUGCAAACAGGAGCAGAUUUGCCUAACUCUUACGGUUUUAUUUAUUUAUUUAUUUAUUUAUUUGACAGGAUUUACAUACUGCUUAAUCAACUAAACCUCUAAGCAGUUUGCAUAAAAUAUAAAAUAAUAUAUUAAAAUCACUCAUAAAAUCAGAUGCUAAAAACAAGUUAACCUUUCCUCCCCCCCAAUAUAAGUAAAAUCAGAAGUUUUAAAAAUAAACAUGAAAAAGGCAUAUUAAAAUGCUUGUCAAAUUUAUGUCUGGGUAGGCAUUCUUAAACAAAUAAGUUUUUAACGGGUGCUAAAAACAGUACAGUAAAAGCACUUUUCUAAUGAUGUUUUGUUAACCACUUAGAAGACACCUGGGCAUUAAGUAGUAGUGGUGGUGGUAGUAGUAGUAGUAGAAAUCAUCAUCAUCAUCAUCAUCAUCACUAUGUGGUUGCUUCUUAAAGAAAUAUUUUCAUCAUCAUCACCAUCAAUGGGCAGGGAGUUCCAUGUGGAAAUGGAACAGGCUUAUGAAAGAAAACAUGUGCAGCUUACAGAGGUGGGAAAUAGACUGACUAGUCCAUUCGUAUCCCUGAUAUGCUAUAUACAGGAAUGUAUUUUAUUUGGCAUGGAGACAUAGGGGCUUAUGUGAGCCCCCCAUAAUCCGAAGUGGUACGAGCUGGAUGCAGAUUUAGCAACUCAGCAAGAGCCGGGUCCUGGGAUGAGGGUGGAGAGGCAAUAGUCAUAGAAUCAUAGAAUCAUAGAAUCAUAGAGUUGGAAGAGACCACAAGGGCCAUCGAGUCCAACCCCCUGCCAAGCAGGAAACACCAUCAGAGCACUCCUGACAUAUGGUUGUCAAGCCUCUGCUUAAAGACCUCCAAAGAAGGAGACUCCACCACACUCCUUGGCAGCAAAUUCCACUGUCGAACAGCUCUUACUGUCAGGAAGUUCUUCCUAAGGUUUAGGUGGAAUCUUCUUUCUUGUAGUUUGGAUCCAUUGCUCCGUGUCCGCUUCUCUGGAGCAGCAGAAAACAACCUUUCUCCCUCCUCUAUGUGACAUCCUUUUAUAUAUUUGAACAUGGCUAUCAUAUCACCCCUUAACCUCCUCUUCUCCAGGCUAAACAUGCCCAGCUCCCUUAGCCGUUCCUCAUAAGGCAUCGUUUCCAGGCCUUUGACCAUUUUGGUUGCCCUCCUCUGGACACGUUCCAGUUUGUCAGUGUCCUUCUUGAACUGUGGUGCCCAGAACUGGACACAGUACUCCAGGUGAGGUCUGACCAGAGCAGAAUACAGUGGCACUAUUACUUCCCUUGAUCUAGAUGCUAUACUCCUAUUGAUGCAGCCCAGCAUUGCAUUGGCUUUUUUAGCUGCCGCGUCACACUUUUGGCUCAGGUCAAGUUUGUGGUCAACCAAGACUCCUAGAUCCUUUUCACAUGUACUGCUCUCAAGCCAGGUGUCCCCCAUCUUGUAUUUGUGCCUCUCAUUUUUUUUGCCCAAGUGCAAUACUUUACAUUUCUCCCUGUUAAAAUUCAUCUUGUUUGUUUUGGCCCAGUUCUCUAAUCUGUCAAGGUCGUUUUGAAGUGUGAUCCUGUCCUCUGGGGUGUUAGCCACCCCUCCCAGUUUGGUGUCAUCUGCAAAUUUGAUCAGGAUGCCCUUGAGUCCAUCAUCCAAGUCGUUGAUAAAGAUGUUGAAUAAGACCGGGCCCAAGACACCCCACUAGUCACUCUUCUCCAGGAUGAAGAGGAACCAUUGAUGAGCACCCUUUGGAUUCGGUCAGUCAGCCAGUUACAAAUCCACUGAGUGGUAGCAUAGUCAAGACCGCAUUUUACCAGCUUCUUUACAAGAUUAUCAUGGGGCACCUUGUCAAAUGCCUUGCUGAAAUCAAGGUAGGCUACAUCCACUGCGUUCCCUUCAUCUACCAGGCUUGUAAUUCUGUCAAAAAACGAGAUCAGGUUAGUCUGACAUGACUUAUUUUUCAGAAAUCCAUGCGGACUAUUGGUGAUCACAGCAUUCCUUUCUAGGUGCUCACAGACUGUUUGCUUAAUGAUCUGCUCCAGAAUCUUCCCUGGUAUUGAUGUCAGACUGACUGGGCGGUAAUUAUUUGGGUCCUCUCUUUCCCCUUUUUGAAAAUAGGGACAACAUUUGCCCUCCUCCAGUCUGCCGGGACUUCGCCUGUUCUCCAGGAAUUCUCAAAGAUGACUGCCAGUGGUUCUGAGAUCACAUCUGCCAGUUCUUUUAAUACUCUUGGAUGCAGUUCAUCUGGCCCUGGAGACUUGAAUACAUCUAAACUAGCCAAGUAUUCUUGUACUAUCUCCUUAGUUAUUCUGGGCUGUGUUUCCUUUGCUGAAUCAUUUGCUCCAAAUUCUUCAGGUUGGGCAUUGUUUUCUUUAUCGGAGAAGACUGAGGCAAAGAAGGCAUUGAGGAGUUCAGCCCUUUCUGUGUCCCCUGUUUGCAUUUCACCAUCUUCUCCUCUGAGUGACCCCACUGUUUCUUUGUUCUUCCUUUUGCUACGAACAUACCCAUAAAAGCCUUUUUGUUGCUUUUAACCUCUCUAGCAAGCCUGAGUUCAUUCUGUGCUUUAGCUUUUCUGACUUUGUGUCUACACGUGCUGGCUAUUUGUUUGAAUUCCUCUUUGGUGGUUUCCCCCUUUUCCAUUUUUGUACACAUCCUUUUUAAUCUUAACUCAGUUAAAAGUUCUUUAGAUAGCCACCCUGGCUUCUUUAGGCACCUUCCAUGUUUCCGUCUCAUUGGUAUUGCCUGAAGUUGUGCUUUUACUAUCUCCCUCUUAACAAACUCCCACCCAUCAUGAACUCCCUUUCCUUUUAGUAUUACUGUCCAUGGGAUCUCACCCAGCACUUCCCUAAGUUUUAUGAAGUCGGCUUUCUUAAAGUCAAGAAAUUGAGUCCUAGUAUGCUUGGCUGCUCCUUUAGGACCUCACUACAGUGUUACAUUUUGAAACCUGAGUAUACAGCAACCAUAUUAGUCAUUUUAAAACUUAAACAAACUGAGGUGAGUACACAGGGAAUGCAGUGCUAGUAAAAUGCUGCUGUAUUUCACAGAAACAUACUGCCCUGCUCAUCAAUAAUUACUGAUAGCAAUAAAUAUUGCAGUGUUCCACAGUAACCAAGUACUAUUUUAAUGAAUGUUAUAGUUCUCCACACUUAAUUUAUACUGUGCCUUUUCUUCUGCGAGCACUGUAAGCAAAAAGCCUCUCAACAUCCACCACCCAUCUUUUUAUGGCACCUAGGACGGCCAUUCUUCAGUGUUUCAAGCAAGACUUUGAUGCACAUUGAUGUAGAGGCUGGGAUGUUGUGCUCAAAAGAUUUUUGAAACCUUUAGAGAAAAUGUACUUUUACACCACAUAGUAAACACAUAAGGAGGGUUGCAGCAUAUUGUCAGUUAACAAGUUAGAUUAAUUUAUUAAAAACUUUUUGAUUGAUUAAAAAUUUGCCCCAUUAAUCAGACAGCAGAUAUUUAAAAAAACUUGUUAAUUCUCACACAAAGGCAAGAUCACUCACCCCCCAACCUGGCUGUUAGGUGUUCAAUGGCUGGCAGGUGCCAUCAGGCAUCAAAAGCUGUCGAGUGCCCAUCAAAGUAAUGUCUUCAGCUGAACAAAAGACUAGAGCCAUAGCUCUUAAACUGUGGGGCAGCUGUGACAUUUUGGGACAAAUAGGACCCUAAAGCAGGUGGAAACUUCUCUGCAUUCCAGCCAAGAUGCAGGUCGUGUUUUGAAUGGCUCUGGCCGGGGACUUCACAGAUCCAUGUGGGAUUUGUGGGAGCUUGCUGCACCCUCAUUGCCCCAUCAUCUCGCAUAUGAUUUUAGAAGAACGGUGCUUAGGAAGAGCUGCCAGUUUCUUCUUACAAUGUUUCUCAGCCCGUUGUUUUAGGAAAGCAUCAUCGAUAACCUUUUCUGUUCACCUUCUAGUGCUAGAGUGGGACUUUUAUUAUCUAGAGUCCCUUGCACCCUUGGCAAGGAGCUGUAUCAAACAGUAAUGGGCAGCAGCCAAUAAACCCACAAAAUACCACCAAAGCAGGUGUGGGGAACCACUGGUCCUCCAGAUGUUACUGACCUACAACUCCCAUCAUCCCUUACCAUUGUCUGUGGUUGCUGUGCCUGAUGGGAGCUGUAGUUCAACAUUAUCUGGCAAGCUUAGACAAAUGGGAAGAAGAAUAAGGUAGAGCCCUGCUGGCUAUAGAGAGACCCUAUCUUCUGAGCAUGGCCUCUGAGCAUAGGUUCUGCUGAACAUAGGAAACUGUUAGAUCUGGCCAUUACUCUGAUUGGCAGCAUCUCUCUUGGGUUUCUGGCACAGAGGUCUUCCACACUCCCUGCUUUUUGGUCCUUUUAGCUGGAGAUGCUUCAGGGAUUGAACCUGGGUCAGUCAUGCAAGGUAUGUGCUCUCUCAUGAUCACACUUCACCAAAGAUCUUAACACGCAGGCACUUUUAUAGGGCAGCAAGCAGCCCCUUCGCUUUCCUGCUCCAGGGUUUGGAAAGAAACUGGUAGCACUGGCCAAUUAUUACCAGUUCUACCUCUCCCAGUUAAUAACCUGGCUGUCAUCAGGGCCAUAGCUAGGGGGUGGUGAGGUGGGCCCCCGCCAGGGGCGCAGGUGAGGGGGCGUGCACACAAAAUUGGCUUAGAAAUAUGUCCAUAAAUAUGUCUAUAAAUAAAAAUAUUGAUUAUUGCCUCAUAAGAAAAGGUUUUUAAUAGAGGGUGAAUUGAAUGGGGGGGGGGUUGGAGGAGAGGCGGAAAGAAGAGCUAAUUUGUCCAUGGCUGGGGGACACAAUCUGGAGAGUUUUUCCAGGGGUGCAAGAUCACCUCGCUACAGCUCUGGCUGUCAUUCCCUGCAUCAUUUCCAGUUUGCAAACAAUCUGUACAGACAAGCUUCCCCGUCUAAUGCAACGCAUAGAGAAAUGCAUCAGGAUUAAAGGUUCCUGAAUUAGAAGACCUUUAAUGGUGGGAAAGAGGGCCUUCUCCAGGGUGAAUUUUUAAAAAUCUGCUCUUGCCUGUUAAUAGACUAUUAUUAUUUUUUAAAAUUAUGCCAGGGAUUCCAAAUGAUGAAUUAAUCUGAUUGUUCCUAACAUAACAUGCAACUGAGUGGCAUCUUGUACCUUGUUCCAGUAAUGAAUAAACAGGCUCAACUUCCUGCACAAAUGAGUCAUGUUGUUGUUUUCCCUCUGCCUUAGUCUUAUAAUAUAAAUUUAAAUUAUAUAUUUGUCUUCCACAUCCUGAGAUCUCAGAAUAAAGGGCACUCUGUACGUAUUUUAAAUAAAGAAAAAGUGGAGGAAAAGUUCUGCUGAAAGGCAGGUUGCCCCCCCCCCAUGCCUUCACCUGCACAGCUUUGCGGGAGUGCCAGCUGAGUUGCAGAGCACCCUCUUGGCUUGCAUGAGAUAAUGGGGAGGCCCAACAGUGCUAGCCAGUGUCCUGCAUGGACUGAGGUAGCACCCUAAAAACAUGGUUGUCAAAUCCUCUGCUUUGCCCAGGUUCUUUGCUGCAGCCACACAGAACUUUCAUGGCAGACAAGCAGAUACGGGAAGGUAGAAAAAUUGGGAAGUAGACUAUUUGGAGAGUGCACUGGUCUAUAAAGCCAGGAGUGGGUUGGUGCAGGAUGCACAAGGGUUAUCUUAUUUUGUGGACCAGCCUUUGUCAACUUUUGGCCAUCUAGAUGCUUUGGACUGUAACUCCCAUCAGCCCCAGUCAGUUCAGUUGGAGUUGGGAUGACUGAUGGGAGUUGUAGUCCAAGGCAUCUGGAGGGCAAAGGCUGCCAUAGAUCAAAGGAUGGAGCACAGCCUUUUAUCAGGCCAGGAGUAUGUAACUUCCCAUCUGUGGCCAAUCCAGAAUUAAAGCAAGAAACCUUGGCCUCUCCCUUCUCCUGAUGGUGCCUAGGGUGGUGGCGCCUGGGCCCAGCCAUUUCCCAGGAAACUCCAGGCCCCAAAUCUAGUUUGAUUCCUGACGCGGCUUGAUUCUUUUCUUUGGGCAGGAUGUCCCUACCAAGCUAGUGGCCAAGGCAGUUGCUCUGCCCAUGACUGUGAGGGGUCAUUGGUUUCUGAGUCCCAGGACGGAGUACAGCGUGGCCGUGCAGACGGCAGUGAAGCAGAGUGACGGAGAGUACCUGGUGUCUGGAUGGAGCGAGACCAUUGAAUUCUGCACAGGAGGUGAGUGUUCAGCAGAAGCCUUGAGCCUUGGCAGUUCUACUCUUGAGAGCACCCAGAGAUGCACUUAGUAUGUACUAGAACCAUAAUAGCCAACACGUCACACUCCAGAUGUUUUAGAAGACAACUCCCAUCAGCCUCAGCUAACAUAAGUAAAUGGUCAGGGUUGGUGGAAAUUGUGGUUGUAAACAUCUGGAGCAGGGGUGGGUAACCUCUUCUGGCCAGAGGGCUAGAUCUUUAUCUCCUCCACCCUGGGCAGAGCCGCCCACCUGUCAAUCACCUGACAACAUCAUGACAUCCGCUGAUCUACGUUCCAAUUGUUGGGACUUCAAAGUGAACCAACAGCCCUUAGUAAACAUAUUUGUGUGUUUAAGAGACCCCCCUCCACUAUUUUUCCUUCAAAGAUUUGAAGGAGCUCAGAGGUUGGGAGCAUGCUCCCAUUUGCCUUCCAGCUGAUGGGCAGGUGGGAAGACACCUUCAAAUGCCCUCUCCACCUUCUCCUUCAAAGUUCCAUGGAGCAUGCUGCUCCCGCCAUCACCUGGGGUGCGGGGGUGGGGUGGGGUGGCUUUCUGUAAAUGGCCUUGUGGGCCAAACAGAGAGGCCUAGGGGCCAGCUUUGGUCUGCAGGCUGGAGGUUCCUCACCCCGAUCUGGAGGUUACCAUGUUGCUAGAAAGUGUGCUCUUUUUGUUGCAGCCCUCUGACUCAGUUACCAACUAGACAAGUGCCAGGUAGAUUGAUGUUUAGGUGCCUGUUGAAGGCCCCUUUGCUUUAAGAAGGCUUUUCCGGAAGUUUGAACCAGUAAUGUUAAGGACUAUUGAUUGCAAAACUGCAGAAACACUGUCAUUCAUUUCAAUGAAAAUUAAAUUAUUGAAUUUGUAUCCUGCCAUAUUUUAUGUUAUUUUGUCUUACUAAACACUACUUAAGUAGCUUGGGUUGCAAAGCAGCUUAUAAAUCAGCAGCUAAAUAAAAUACAUGCUAGAAUCAGAGAAUAAUAGAACUGCAGAAUCAUAGAAUUAUAAAGUUGGAAGGAACCGCCAGGCUCAUCUAGUCCAGCCUCCUGCAAGGCAGGAGUCACAGCUAAAGAAUCCCUACGAGAUGGCCGUCCUGCCUCUGCUGAAAAGCCUCCCGGAAGGAGGCCGGGCAACGGGCUGCCUUGUGCAGCGGAUCUUUUGCGCUAGAGGUGCUAGGGCAGGGCAGGGGGCCUCACUCACGGAGACAGCAGCCCCCAGAGCUGCUCUCUUCUGGAAAACCUGCUGACCUCGAUGGCAACGUCUUGGAGUCACGGCCACAGGGAGGCCUCUUUCGUAUACCUCAGACACCUUGACAUUUUUGUUCUUAUUGUUAAAAGGGAAGCUUCUGACUUUUAUGGGUGAAAAAGAUACAACAGGGAUGCAGCCCUUGUGACUCUCCAUAUGCUGCCUGACCACCCUGGCUGGUGGGAGUUGGGGUCCCAGGGCAUCUGGAGGGCCACAGCUUCCCCACAACCAGACAGGAGGAAAAGCUGGCAAGCAGGAUUUUACCCAACUGUUCACUAAGGGCUCAUCCACACUUCCACUUUUCCCGUGCCUAGAAAGCAGAAGUCUGAAUGAGCCCUAAGAGAUAAAUUUAUUCCACUUCCCAGUAAGUUCAAAGGAACUGAGAUAGCUGACAAGGCCCUGGGCACUCAUUUUUAAGGGAAGCUUUUUUUCCUUCAAUGAAAGCUUGUGCCGCACAAAGCAAAUUGCAGAUGUGGGGGCCCUGAUCCAUUUCAGGACUGCUGCAGUGAGAGCCCCCACCCCACCCCUUGCCUUGCACCUGGGUCCCAAUCCAAAUCACUCUCACCCACCAACCACCCCAAUGUCUGCAAUUUAAUAAUAAUAAUAAUAAUAAUAAUAAUAAUAAUAAUAAUAAAUUUUAUUUAUACCCCGCCCUCCCCAGCUGAAGCUGGGCUCAGGGUGGCUAACAACAAUCAAAAUAAUCCAACAUUCUAAAAACCUUUCAUUAUAAAAAUUAAUUAAAAUCAAAUUGAUGGCAACCAUUAAGCAAAAUUCUGUGCAGAUUGCCAGGGCUGCACCCUGACCAAAGGCCUGGUGGAACAGCUCUGUCUUACAGGCCCUGCGGAAAGAUGUCAGGUCCCGCAGGGCCCUAGUCUCUUGUGACAGAGCGUUCCACCAGAUUGGAGCUGCGGCCGAGAAAGCCCUGGCUCUAGUUGAGGCCAGCCUAACCUCUCUGUGCCUGGGAUCUUCAAGAUGUUUUUAUUUGCAGACCAUAAGUUCUUCUGUGGGACAUACCAGGAGAGGCGGUCCCGUAGGAUAAAAUUUGCUUUUUAAAAGUGUAAUGGUAAAUUUUUGAAAUGCAGAAGCUUACCAUGACUGUAAUUAGACUGGAGAUAAAAUAACACAUCUCACUAUUGUUUGUGGCUUGGCUGUGCAUAGUUAUCUGGGUGUAAAUGCCAUUGAACUCAGGGAUGCUGGCUGCAUAGGUUCAAUUUGUAAAUGAGCUUUAAGGAAAGCUAUUCAGCCAGCUGAAAUGCAGGCUUUAGCUUUUAAAUAGAAGGACAGACAUUCCUGCCAAGAGGUAGGAACCCCGUCAAGGAAAUGAAAAGAAGUAUCCAGCCUCUUCUUGAUUAUUUUCCUUAUUCUCUGACUUCUUUCUGCCAACUAACAAUAGUAAAACUCAAUAUCACUUCUUCCCUAUGGAGGGUUUGUUAAUUACUGUGGUGCUCCAGAAGAGAAUGUCACCACUCCUGCUCUGAAAAAAGAGUGCCUGUUCUGUGCUCUUCCACAUUUCUGCUCCACAACACUACGGCCUACAAGCUGGUGUCUUGUCUGAAAGCACUUAAGCAGUCUCAAAAGACCUACUUGCAUGGAUGGGAAAGGGAAUGUGGGCCGUUACAGUGGUACCUCUGGUUACGUACUUAAUUCGUUCCGGAGUUCUGUUCUUAACCUGAAACUGUUCCUAACCUGAAGCACCACUUUAGCUAAUAGGGCCUCUUGCUGCCGCCGCGCCACUGCUGCGCGAUUUCUGUUCUUAUCCUGAAGCAAAGUUCUUAACCCGAGGUAAUAUUUCUGGGUUAACAGAGUCUGUAACCUGAAGCGUAUGUAAGCCGAGGUACCACUGUACUGUAUGUUUUGAAGUUUAAGGAAUAAGGGAGAUUUUAUAACACACACACACACACACACACACACACUUGUUUGGGCUAGCUAAAAGGCGGGGCCUUGUUUGAUGGGAGCUGGAACAGGCUGAGUGGUGCUGAAAGGUAGUAAAUCCAGAUUUCGUGAUGAAGCAAGAGUCUCUGAGUGGGAGGCAAAAGGCAUGCCAUUGCAAGACGCCCAGAGCAGGUGAGGUGGGUGGAGGUGACAAGCAAAGAGAACUAGCUGGAGGCAAAAGAUCCAGGUGUGGGAAGAAGAAGAAGAAGAAGAAGAAGAAGAAGAAGAAGAAGAAGAAGGGGAUAGGGAUAUAUUGGGGCGGGGGCUGAAGAGAGGUGGAGAUUGGUCAUGUGGCAACUGAUUGAGAAUUUGAUGAAACCCUGUCCCCUUGGUGUCCCCUGCAGACUAUGCGAAGGAGCAUUUGGCGCAGCUGCAGGAGAAAGCGGAACUCAUUGCAGGGAGGAUGCUCAGGUUCUCCGUCUUCUAUCGGAACCACACCAAGGAAUAUUUCCAGCAUGUCAGGUAAGUGCUUUCAAGCCAUGUGCAAAUGGGGAGCAGAGUGGCAGGAAAUGGGUGCUGGUACCCCAUCCCUUCCUCCACGCCAAGUUGCCAUAUCCCGUUGUCACGGUUAUCGUUUGCCCAUAUCCCUCUUCUCCCUCUGACAAUUGCACUGGACAGAGGUGUGAUAUGACAUCCGAUAUGACGUCAGAGAGUUGGAUUUGGACCCAGGGCCUCCAGUUGCUGACCCCAACAUUUAUUCUAGAGUCUGAUGUUAGGGAUCAUAGAAAGUGGGUGAUGGUGGGGACCCUCUCAAAGAACUGCCCAGUCAUGAGCUGCAGUGCUUCACCUUCCCAAGUUGUCUUGUCUUAAAGGUGAAAUCCAUUUCAGACUCUCCACCAGAGCUGAGAAUACAGGUCAGGCCUCUGGAUUCCUGCUACUCCCCCAUUUUGAUCAAGGUUUCCAGUCAUUACCGUUUUAUCCCAUCCUUCCUCCAAGGAACUCAAAGUCUCCUUAAUUUUCUCUUCACAACAAUCCUGUAAGGUAGGUUAGUCUAUGUGAGCUUCAAGGCUGCAUAGGAAACUGAGCCCUGACCUCCCUGGAUCUAGGCCAACACGGUGACCGUUAUAUAAUACACUUAAAAAAAUGAAAAGAAAUACAUUUUCUUUCUUCCCUUCCUCCAAAGAGCUCAGAGCGUGAUGCAUAAGUCUCCCUUCCUCACCCACUUUUAUCCUCCCUGCAGCCCAGUGAGGUAGGUCAGGUUGAGAGAUCACAAAGGAUCCAGGGUCACCCAGUGAGCUUCACGACUGAGUAGGCGUUUGAAUCCAGGACUCCCAAGGCCUAGUCUAAAACUUUUGAACCACUGCUUCACACUGCCUCUCACUCCUGUUCCCUGAGCUAGAUUGAAGUACUAAGGGUGGGGGUCAGAGGUUGCUUCACCUGCUCCAGAGUGUGGUACAGUGGUUAGAGAGCUAGACUAGGACUUGGGAGAGCAGGGUUCGAAUUCCCACUCAGCCAUGAGGCUCACUGGGUGACCUUGGGCCAGUCACCAACCCUUAGCCAUACCUACUCCACAGGGUUGUUGUGGGGAUGAAAUGGGGGGGGGGAGAACCAUGUCCACCACCAUGAGCUCCUUGGAAGAUAAAUGUUGCAUAUAAAUGAAAUAAAUAAAUAGCUAUUCAUGUAACAAUAAAAUAAGAAAGCCCUGAUGAUCCCCUCCCACCUUCCUGAGGUCACUUCCUGUAAUUCAGGGCGGGGGCAUAGUCAGAAGGGCUCUUUACAUUUAAGGCCCGUCCUGACCGCAGCUGCUGCUGCUUCUCCCCCCCCCCCCUUGUGGCUGACUGUCUGCCUCUCCCUCCUGGCCAGAAUUCACAGUGGGAAUGUCAUGAAGCCCUACCUGAAGGACAACAGCGGCAGCCACGGCUCUCCCACCAGCGGGAUGUUGCAUGGCAUCUUCUUCAGCUGCAACACCGAGUUCAACACAGGGCAGCCCCCGCAGGACUCCCCCUACGGCCGCUACCGCCUCCAGAUCCCUGCCCAGCGCCUCUUUGGCCCCAACACCAACCUCUACUUUGCGGACUUCUACUGCAUGUACACCGCCUACCACUAUGUCAUCCUGGUGCUGGCGCCCAAGGGGUCCCCCGGAGACAACUUCUGCCAGGAGCGCUUGCCCCAGCUGGACAUUACGGGCAACAAGUUCCUGACCUGCUGUGUGGAGGAGGGCGAGCUGGUCUACCGCCAUGCCCAGGACAUCAUCCUGGAGAUCAUCUACACCGAGCCGGUUGACCUCAGCCUAGGGGUGCUGGGGGAGAUCAGCGGCCAUCAGCUCAUGAGCCUUUCGACGGCCGAUGCCAAGAAGGAUCCCAGCUGCAAGACGUGCAACAUCAGUGUGGGGCGCUAG
This is a messenger RNA of Podarcis lilfordi (Lilford's wall lizard), 50724 nucleotides long. Lineage: Eukaryota; Metazoa; Chordata; Lepidosauria; Squamata; Lacertidae. The record is from the annotation of a GenBank genome assembly.